Molecule: messenger RNA, 68522 nt
Organism: Cinara cedri
Lineage: Eukaryota; Metazoa; Arthropoda; Insecta; Hemiptera; Aphididae
Source: the annotation of a GenBank genome assembly
CAACUCCCUUUUAGCAAUUAACCGUAUGAUAUCUACAUAUGUCCAAUUUUCGUGUUUUUAAAUCGCAUUUGGCUUCAAGUUCGCACUAGGCACUUUGAGUAGAAUAUAAAAAUAACCAUUACGGGAUCAGUGGACGUGGAGAGUUGGCCCGCAUUCAAUACUCCGGUACACAUUGCGUUGUUGACAUUUCGUAUCCAGUAGUCGAACCGCAGUUAUACGUCUUGAUAAUAUGCAAAUGUAAGCAUGACUUCGUCGUUUAGGAACUCAAGGGUAAGUAAUCUAUUGCAAUUUAUGUGUAUUUAUUUAUUUAUUGUACUCUUAUAUCUAUGGUUCAAAACGAAUUUACUUUAUUAAUUUACAGCCACCAUGGAGGUCUCCAAAUCAAAACUACACGCCGUCGACUCCAGAACGACCGACUACUUUAGUGAGUGUAAUAUUUAAUAUUUUUGUGUUAUUACAAAUUUAAAUUAUUUUUGUUAAUUUUAGGGUACAAGUUCAAACCGUUUUUUAAGUGGAAGUUCAUACAGAGCUCUUACCGGAAAUUCGGCCCUACCAACUCGUACAUACAAUGAUUCGAGUUCGGUGACAGUACUUAAAGACAAGUUUUCAUCUAUAGCUAGAGAUAAAGCAGUUUUAGCAGACAAAAGAAUGAGAGUGGCAUCAUCGGGAUUUGGUCAAAAACCCACGUUGAGAUCUGGAAGUGCUAGCCGUUUUGGUGCACCGAUCGUUCGCAGUCCAAUUAAGGAACAAUCUGUUACUGUUUUCGGUGUAUGUAAUGUACCAGAAAUUGAAACUGAAAAUCCAGUCGAUGUCAUGGUGUCAGUAGUCACACGUGGUACGUCACCUACACCUCCUGCUCAUAGUACGUUUUUAAGAAGUAAACAUGCCGGGCAACAAGAAUUUAUUAUGUCAAUGGUGCCACGAAAAUAUGAACCAGGCGUGAACGUUAACGUACAAACCGAUGAAAGAUUUCUACGUAGUAUGCCGAGUUUAAAAGUUGUCUCCGCGAUUCCUGUGGCUAGGUACGUCGGAAGUAGAUCGGGAUAUAGCUAUUCUAAGAAUAAAGAAUCUGGAUCAACUAGUGAUAACUCAGGUAAGUGUUUUAUAGGGUGGUCAUUAUUUUAUACCUGAAGAAAAAAGUUAAAUAAUUUUAAUCGAGCAACCUGCUCUUCCUUUUGGUCAUAAGUAUAAAAGAGUAAUUUAGCGAUGUAAGCAUAACCCAUUCACGUGCCGUAAAAAAGUUGAACAAUGAUAAGAAAGGGUAGUUUUAUCGUUUUUCGAAUCUAAUUUUAAAAAAAUUACAUUUAUAAAACAGAUCUUAAAUAUAAAACAUACAUUUAUCCAUACAAAGUAUUAGAGUUUCUCGUAAAUUUAUAAUUUGUUAAAAAAAUUGAUAAAAUAUUUUCAAAUUCAAUUUUAAACGUUUUUUUUUAAUUUUACAAGAAAUUUUGUCCGGAUAUUUUUUUCAUAGAUAAUUGUGUGUCCUAUGUUUAAAUUCUUAUGCAAAUGCUACAUUUUUUAAAAUUUAAACGGUCAAAUUAUCUUUUUGUGGUACGUAAAGGGGUUGGAUAUCAUUAUAAAAUGUCACCAUAAUCACUCUCUUAUAAGGUUCGAAACUGGUUUUGCCAUUUCUUAACACCUUAACCGAAAUCGGAAUCAAACUUUUUCAAAAACCGUUCUCAAAAUCCCAGUUUUACAAAGAAUAGUUAGUUAUUUUUAUUCCAAGAAAGUAUGCACGUUUAAAAUUGAAUUAAUAUUUAUUUGUAUUAUAACAUAUAUUACCGAUAACAACAAUGAAAAAUAUUUUAUUUUAUUAAUUUUAUUUCUAUAAUAUAAUAUAUUAUUAUCAUAAUUUAAACCCACGGUUAGUUUAGGUUAGUUUAGAUUUUUUAAGAUCUUUUAAUCUUUUACAAGUAAAAUUAUACGUGCAAAACAGUUAUUUUUAACGUUUCCGUAAGUUUUCAUUUUAGGCUAAACUUUUUUCAUAAAUAAGCGAUUCAAUCAUAGUAAUAAAUAAUAAUUGAUACAAAUAAAAACUGGUAGUAGUAACUAAUAGAAAUAAUAAUAAUAAUAAAAACUAGUAGAAACUAGAAAUAACUAAUAAUAUAAAUACCCAUUAAAAAAAAAAAACUAACUCAAAAACCGUUUAUCAAAUCAAAACCAAAAUAUUAUAAAAAAAGUUUCAAAACCAAAACCUAAACAAUUUAAAAACUGAAACCGUUAAAACUGAUGACGGUUUCGAGCCCUGCUUUUUAUAUUAACAAAAUAAAAUGGGGAUAUUCGAUCAGAAUGACCUAACUUUCUUUCUAAAACUGAAGACUACCCUAGUGUUUUAUUUAUUUUACAAAUUACAAAUAAUAACACAUAGUUUUAAUUUUAUUACAGGCCAAGAACAAGAUUCGUAUCUUUCGGAUUCAUCCGGUCAUAGUAAAAGUCGUUCAAGUGGUGCAGAAACGUCAAAACUACCUCAACCGAACUGGUCAAGAAACAGGUCUUCUGCAGAUAAAAGUCGAGAUGAAUCUGGUAUUAGUAGGUCUGCGUCAUUUUCCAGUACGGCAGAAGAAAAACCACCGACAGGACGAAAAUUCGAAGAACCAAAAUUAGUUACAAUUAGAAGUAUUGCACCAGUUAGUGGCGUUGCGAUUAUUUCUGAUGCACCUAAACCACAAUAUCCUUUGAGAAAAAUUGACUCUACUGAUCAAGCUUGGUGGCUACAAGAUUCUGAACAUAACGAAAAUAACAACGUAGAACAAACAUUGUAUAAAGACGCUGGUAAAGAUUUUGAUUUAAAUGUAAAUAAUACUUUGAUAAGCAAAAUUCCUUCUUAUAGUAUAAGAAAAUUAGAUUCAUCGGACAGAAGUCGAUGGUUACAAGAAGCUACAGAACAAAUCGCUGUCAAUGAAGCGCCGUAUGUUGAAAGUCCUUCUUGUUCAGAAUCGACCAAGAGUAGUUCUACGUCAAGUAAAAAUCGUUCAUAUGGCAUUAGAAAAAUGGACUCUUCUGAUAGAAACCAAUGGUUACAAGAAGCAGUUCAAGAAGAUAUUACGAAUGAAAAACAAACUUCACGUGCCAGCAGUGUUUCAAAUUCCGAAUCUAAUAAAAGUAAUAAUACAUUAUCUAGUAUAAGUCAGAGCAUAUAUGAUAGAACAGAAUCAAUUAAUGUAAAUAAAUGUAUAGAAGAUAGUGACAAACAUGAAUUGAAUAAUUAUAAUAAUUCACUAUGCGUUGAUAACAUUUCAAACUCAGAUUCACAUAUUAGUAAUUCCUUAUCAAGUAAAAACCAAACGUAUAGCGUUAGAAAAAUGGAUUCGUUUGAUACACCGUGGUGGUUAAAAGAAGAAAGUGAUGAAUCAAAAUUAAGCUCAAAUAAAUUAGAAUUUACUAAAAGCGACCAUUCUUUAACAAAAAGUCCAGAAAUUACAGUGUCACAUAGUUACAAUCCAGUGUCAUAUGGAAUUAGAAAAAUGGAUUCAUUUGACAGUCCUUGGUGGCUAUCUGGAGACGAGGCAAAACAAGUUAAUUCAUUAAGCGAUAAUUCAAUUCAAAAUCAACGUAUCGAAGAAAAUGAAGAUAAUUCGUAUGAAUCGUUUCCAACUGAUCCGGAAAAUGACGUAAAUAUUAAUGUACCUGUAGAAAAUGAAGUAGAAGAACUCGAAAAUCUGGGUUGGCUAAAAAAUGGCUUCAACUUUCAAUCAGAAACAAACACACCUAAUUUAAAUGAAAAUUCUACCUCGAAUGAAAAGCUCGAUGAUAAUUAUUUAAAUUUAAACAAAUUAGAUACUUGGAAUAAUGACUAUCCAACAAUUAAAAAAAUGGAUUCAAUGGAAUCGCAGUGGUGGGAAUCAGAUCAAAAAAAUACAGAUCCUGGAAGUACAAGCAUUUCAAUUGACUGGUCACACGACGGUCCAGAAUUAUUGCCGAAUCAAUUAAAAAAUACACCAACAGAUAGUUCGUUAAAAAAUAUUUUAGGUGUUAGAAAAAUGGAUUCAUUUGAUAGCCCGUCUUGGUUAGCAAGUGCUGAAGAUUCUGAAUCUCAAAGUCACGAACCUAAACAAACGAGUAGUGGUGAUGUAGUCAGCUCAAGUUCAAAAAAAAAUAAAGAAGAAUUAGUCGAUAGUAGUCCUGAUUGGUGGGGAGAAAAAAAUCAGAGCGAUGAUUUUGUCAGAACCAAAAAAACUUCUCUUCGAAUAAAAAAAAUAGAGAAUGUUGUAAAUGAAGUUGCUAAUGAACCUACUAACAAUAAUUCAAAAGAACUAAAUUUACAAGAUGAAUUGGAUCAAUUGAUGUUAUUUAUUGGGGGAUGUAGAAAUAUCGACGAGUUAUUAGGGAACGAAGAGCCACCACCUGCAGCACCAAAAACACCACCGGAUACCGAUUCAGGUACCCAAUAUUAUUUGAUCUAUGUACAUAUAACAAUAUAAUACGUAUUAUAUUACAUUAUUAUUAAUAUUAUUUGGAUAGAAAAUAUAUUUGAGUUUUUUAUAUUUUAGACGAUUGUAUAGAAGUUGGAGUUGACCAAGUUCAUAUUCAUGACAGUACAGCACAGUUGUCGACAAUACAAAAAAAACUGACUAUGGUAAGUGCAUCAUUUUUACUUCUUAAUAACAUAUAUCAUUAUAUAUAUCAAUAAUUAUUUAGUUUAAUGCAAAUUUAAUCAGAUACCUACCUAUUUGAUAUAAUCGUAAAACUAAUGUUACAUAAUUCGCAUUAUACAUUUAUUAUUAACUAUUGCAUUCAAACAAGUUGAUGUUAUGAUAAAAAGAUGAUCAAAAAAUAUUACAUAUUAACAAAUUAAAUAAACAAAAACAAAUCGCAAUUCGUUAUUAAACGAAUAGUAAUAUUUUUAACAAAUUUUGUACUUAAAACGUUCUUUGAAAAAAAUUAUUACCUAAUGCUCAACUUGCUCUCUUUAACGCUAAGUACAACUUUUAGUAAACCUCGUAUUAAAUUUGCCAGAAUUUCAAAACGUUUGAAUUCACAUCAAAUGAAAUAAUAAAAUCCUCGAAAAUGUCAAAUGCCUAUAAAUAAUUCAAAAAUCUUUAUUUCACUACGUCUACAAACAAAUAAUACAAAUAUUCUGUAAAAAUGUCAGGUUUCUAAGAUUAUUAUCAACCGAAUUAUAAUAUAAAAGAAAUCUAAACUAAUUUAACUGUUAUUACCAUUUUUAAACUUUCACGGUUUUACUACAGCUUUUUUCCGGUUUUGUCCAAUCAUUACAAAACUACAAGAAAAAUCUAAAAAAUGACCUUCUAAAUGUAUCAACUAUAUAAAUCUAAAACGCAAAAAAAAAGUUCUCUUGUCGUAUUUUGAUUGACGCAAGAUUUCUGGUGGAAAAGUUGUUUACAGACAUAAAAAAACACAUUAUAAUGAAAACGUUCAGAAUCUCAAAAAUAAAUCAAACAAGUUAUUAUUGUACCAUUUUAACGGGUAAUAUAAGAAUUUAUUGCUGAUUACCGAUAUAUUAAUAAUAAAUUUGUUUCUAUACUUAAAUGUACAAAUGCAUUGUACAGGAGGCCACAGCACAAAGCAGUUAAAGUAGAUAUUUAGUACCCAAAUAGAUAAUCUAUAAAAACAUGUACCGACCGAAUGUUCUUUAAAACCUCAAACUCUUAUACAUAAACUUUAAAACUAUCAUUAAAAUUCAAACAAUUAAAUGCGAAAUGAAUUUCUUUUUUUUUUACAAAACAUAUAUUUUGUAGCUAUAAGGCUAGGGUAUUAUUUAGUUGACAGAAUCUAAAAACAAAAAAGAUAUAAAAUUCUUUUAAAUCAAAAUUCUAACCUGUCGAAUAUUAUCACUUUUAUUCUAUAUUACUACGUAGGUAUAUGGAAGAACUAUCCAAAACACUGUCAAUCAAGCCGUAGAAUAAAAUGUAGAUUUUAUAUAAUUAUACUAAAUUUAAUUUACCUUGAGACAGUUAUUAUUUGGUAAAAUUAUUAUUAAAUAUAAAUACUAUACUUUAGAAUGUAUAUUUUUUGAUGAAAUUGAUUGCGCAAUUAUGUAUUUAACAAUAUUUAAGUAAUAUUACGUUUCAAAAAAAAAAAAAAAUGUGGAACAGUGAUUCUAUCGCAGUAGGGCAUUCGUCUCACGCCACGUCCCUCGGCGUAGGAAAAUAGUGUAUUAUUAUUUUUAAUUCGAACACGACAAUCUAUUGCUAUCGGGAAACGAUUCCGAGUAAAGCUCGGAGCAUAAAUUUAAAUGCAAUUGCUACACAUAAUAUGUUUCUUCUCAUCGCAGUUGUUUGUAAACGUUUUAUUAAAUUACCGAGAAAUUCAAAAAAAUUACUUCCUUGAAAAAUAUCUAUGAUUUGUACGUGUAAUUCAUUGCCGUCUAUAAAUAUCCUUGUAUUUAUUAUAUACUAGAGCAUAUUAAUAGUUUCAAAAGAUAUUGAGACGCAUAUAGGAUCUAAAUCAAAACAGGCGGAAUACAAUUUGCACCUUAUUUGCUUAAUUAAUUAAGCUAAUUAUGGGUGUUUUAUAAAUUAUAAAAUCAUUUUAUUACAAUUAAAUCUAGGAUGAAGUUAGUAAUAAUUAUUAUAAUACCUAUUGCGUUUAAAUUAAAUUCAUAAUAAUAUUAAUAAAAAUGUAUACAUUGCCAGUGCCGUAGGCAGGGAGGGUGAGAGGCUAAGGGGUCUGCAGCACUCCUUGACAUUUUAAGAGAGUUAAAGAAUUAUUUCUACGGUCUAUGAAAGUCGUCGCAAAAGUCUUAAAUCCAAAUAAACUGAUCUGAUUUUAAAUUGUUAUAUUUAUUUUGUUAGCAUAUAUUAUCAUUCGUGGGCCAAAUUUUAUUAGUACUCAAUAUUUGAAUAUGCGCCAUAGAGUUGUACAAUUUGUUUUUAUUCUAUCUGCACAUAGUUACCGAAGUUGGCCUUUUUGUUAGCUUCACGUUUUUAUUGCUAUAACUUCCCUUAUGUCAGUUUGGUCGAAACGGUACGGAAUAUUAUCGUUAGAUUUUCUUUUUUUUUUUUGAAUUGCUGCCACGUUAAUAGAUAUUAUAGGUAGUUACUACUAGACUAGCGCGAGUAAGUAGAUUAUAAAUACAAAUUUGUAUAGCAGUACAGAAACCAAAACCAAAAUAUUGUGGGCUUUUCAUUAUUAUAAUUAUACAAGCAGAAAAAAUGUAAUUUUGUUAAUUUUUUAUUCGAAAAAUGUAAAGCAUAAUAUUUUUUUAACUAUUUUAUUUUUAUUUUUUUUUUUAUUUUUACGAAAAAUUUUAAAUUAUAUCUACGUUUUAAGGAUAAUUUCAUAGUGCAUGAAAACUGAACAGUGAAAAAUAGCCAUGAGUUAUUUUUAAAUUAAGUUCCCACACAGAAAAAAAUAAAUUUUAAAUUGUGUGAAGAGAAAAAGAAGUUCUAUAAUAUGCGCGUUUUGUUAGACAAUUAAGUCUUUUGGGAGUAGAAAAAGUGCUCUGAUAUUUUAUAUAUAUUAUAAGAAUGCAUGUUUCUCUCUCAAUGAAUCGGAAAAUGAACGUGGAUAAUUCUUAAGUAGUCGCCUCGGUGAUUUAUAUAUUGUAAUAUAUACACUCUCUAAAUAGGAAGAUAUUUACAUGAUUUUUAAUACAUAUAAAAUUGUGGUUUACCUUCAAAUAUGUGGUUUACUACAUAAAAUGUACACCUAUUAUAUUUUUAAAUUUUUAAUUGAAGUGCAUUUUGAUUAGUUAUUUUACCCAUAGUAAUAAUUUUUACUUUCCGAAACAUUAUUUUAUACUAUACCUUAAAAACUUUGGCAGUGAUAAAUUAAAAUGCUCAUGGAUGUAACUCACUACUCUUAAUCAUUCCACCCGUUUAUCACAGUAUACCCGCUUGUAACCUCCUCUCACCACUAAUUAAAUACCUAAAACCUAAUUACCUAUAAUUCAAUUAAAUUAAAUUAUGUUAUUGACAAUUUUGUAUAAUUUAGGUAUAAGUGUACUGCAGUAUUGGAUUACUAGUCUUACCUACUAAAACUUUUCACUGAAUGGUUUCACAAUUUUCCGUAUAAUAUGAACUGAAAAUAUUAUUUAAAAAUGAUAUUGAUUCAUUUUAAUAAAAGUUAAUUAGAGAUUCUGAGUGGAGCGAGAAUGUAUUAAAUUAUUUUCUUUUUUAUGCGAUAACUUUUACUACCAAAAAACACACUAUGAUUAGAGUACCUUUUCUGAAGGGAAAUUUUCUCUAGGUGGUACUUUAGAGAGGACAUUUUUUUAAAAAAAUUCUCAUUAAUAUUCGAGAUAAUAAGGGAAACCUGGUUCUUUAGGUUAAAAAAGAUUGAAAGAUUAAAAAUAAGGUUAUCAUUCGUAUUUAUUUAUUUUUUGUUAUUAUUUUAAUAUUUUUUAAACAAACAUUGUUGUCACGGAAACGCAUGUUGUAAUCAUUUUAUCAUAAUAUGACAUAUAUGUAUAUUAUAUGACACUAUCAACUGCUGAACUCCACUUCAAAUCGUUUUUUCGUUAACAAUGAUUUUUCGUUGAUUACAGAUAUAAAUUGAAUUCCCGUUUGUAUCCUAACUUCACAAAUUCCCACCCACAAAAGUGGCUGCACCUACGUGCAAAGUAUGUCCGUUCUUUUUCUUAAGUUUCUAACCUUAUAUCCCAUAGUUACAGUUGUUGAUUCGGUUAACAUGGAGAUAUAUGAUAUUAUUCAUAACGUUAUUGUUAUUAUUAUUAUAGUUAAAAGUAUUAAAAUGUACAUCCAUACUAGUCAAUAUUAAUAAUAUAAAGUAAUAUUAUAUAGUAAUAAUAGUACUUAAAGAAUUCAAAAAUGUCCUGUCAAUUAUUUACAAAUUAAGAUUUGAAAUUUAUUUAGGUUAAUACGUAUAAGUACAUAAUAUACUAGGUUACCGAAUUAUUUCAAAAUUGUAUAUGUAACUAUGAUUUAUUAUUAAAAAAAAAAAACGUUUAGAAACCGGGAACAUACACGCAGAGUGGGCUUUCCUAACUAAUUUAUUAUCAAAAAAACGCUGUGAAUUGGACGUAUGUUUUACUACGUUAUCUAAUGGAGGGGAGGAUAUAUCCUCCCAAUGAUUUUUUUUCUUCAAUACCUACUUAUAACCUUAUACAUUAUUUCUCGGAGUGUUUUUUUUUUAGGAAAAACGCUUUUUUCUUCCUCCGUAAUUAGUCAAAAUUCAUAAAUGAGGUACCUUUUUGAAGAUUAAGUUUAUUACACCAGUUUAUUUGUAACACCAUCAUUUCAAUUUUUGUAUUUGUAAAAAUACCAUGAUUUUUUGCCAAUAAAUAUACAAUUUUCAUUCUUAAAUGUACGAGUAUUAGUUUUAUAAUUGUGUUAUUUGCUGAUAUUUUUAGAAUUUAUUACAAACGAAAAUGAUAGUGAUUUAAGACCAUUGAGAUUGGAAUGCAAAAUCAAUUAUUAUACGAGUAUACCUAAUAAGUCUGAAUUUUAAAUUUUAUUAUUUUAUAAUUGUUUAAUUCGUUUUAUUUUUUGUACUUAAAAUGUAUAAAUAUUAUUCAAUUCGCACUUCACCAUAAUAUAUUUUGUUAUUUUAUUUAUAAAUCCGUUAUAAUCGGUCGGUUCAAGGUUAUACCAUGCGCACAAAUUCUCUAACUUUAUUUGUAUUUAAUAGAUUUUUAAAUUUAUUAAAUGCGUAUUUCUAAAGUUUUUAAAAUCCUAUUUGUGCAUGAGUAUAUUAAUUAUAGUUUUAAGUAAUAAUAUUUUUCAAAGUUUUUAUUUCGUUCGAUUUCUUAUAUUGAAAUUGGAAAAACUAAAAUAUAAAAUGUAUAUGAAUUUUAAUUCAACAUCCUCUUUUGAAAAUGCUAUUUGUUUGCUCAGACGAAUAAACCAAUGGAACGACGAGUGAUGGGUAACGAUGCCUAUUCCCGAUAUUGUAUUUUAAAUGACAUACAAUGUUGGAAGAGUUAUUUAUAGUUUUUAAUACUAUGUAUAAUAAAUACUCUGACAAACUAAAUCGCAUUAUGUUAUGUAAAGUAUAUAAAUAUGAUGUGGUACAUUGAAGAAAAAUUAAAAACAAAAAAUGCUAUAAUAUUUAAAUUACGGUGUGAAAUGUACUUUUUAUUUGAUUUUGUGAAUUACGAAAAUGCGAUGGUAUUAAUAAUAAUUCGGUUUUUUUUUUUUUAUAUAUUUCUCUUUGGAAAAAACGAUUUAUAAACAGUAUCUAUGCAGACUACUGUGCUAUAAAUAGUUAUUUAUAUUUAUAAAAUCUAAAAGAAAACACUAAAUAAAUGAAAUAAAACCGAUUGUUUUUUUCCAAUUGAGGAUAUCUCUGUGUUUAUUGUGUUUAAAUUUAUAACAAUAUAAAAGUGCAACAGGUUGAUAGAUUGAUUGUACAUCGCGGUGAAGGAAGUGAGACGAGUGUCCAACGUAUCUGUAUUGAAUGUAUCGUUUUUUUCCCCUCUUAAACGCUUUCAAUUUUUUUUUUUCUUCAAUUAUCAAAAACCGUUACAUCUUACUAUGCAGCUUAGAGACUAUAGUGUAUACAUAAAUUCUCUUUACUGGUAUACUGGUAUAACAGGUCUUGGAAAUAAAACGAAUUAAUUCAAACAGAACAUUAAGUUAAUUAAUUUAAUUAACUACAACAGUAUUGGUUCUAGGCUUUUUAUACUUCAGGCCUUUUUUUUUUUUUUUUUAACAGUAAACGUAACUUCACCGACUGUUACAAUUUGAAAUAAACGAAUAAACAAGUAGAUGGUUAACUUAACAAAAUUUAAAAAAAUUAAUUGAAAUAAUAAAUUAUUAUAGAAUCGAAUAUUCUUCAUAUUUCCUCAUUACUAUAUUAUACUUUAUUACUAUACUUUGUACUAUAUUAUAAUAUUUACCCUCCAUUCAGUGCUUAAACCUCCAUCCCCUCCAUUCCCUCUUGUUUUGAGAACCAUUUUUCUGUACACGAAAUCAUAAUACUCGUAACAAUAUACCGCGUAAUAUUAAUACGUUAUAGCAUGUCGGGACGGCGGUAUUAUUUUUCGGGAACCGUUUGUAUAACCCGCGAUGCAAUAUCAUCUGAAAAGCCUAUACUUAAAUAAGUGAAUAUAACGGCAUUCUCGUUCGCAUAGAUAUCCUAUAAAAUUGUCAGCGUGUAACCUACCGGGAUCAGUGGCAAUAAUUUAUAGAGGUAUACAAGAACGUUAUUAUUUGUUAUAUUUAUAAUGUACGUGAUCUUUUGGUCCGGACAAAAAUCUAUUGUCAGUAGAUUCUUUAUAUGUAUGUAUAUAUAUUAUAGAUAUUAUAGAUAUUAUUAUUAUACUUAUACACCGUUGAAUAACCGUUUGCAUUUUAUCUUUUACAAACCAUUCGUAAACGUAUACUUAAACAUUCCUUUGAACCGCGAUGUAUAUUGUAUAGCAGGUAUAGCAGUAAACUAUGGUCGCGCAAUGUAACCGAAAACUUAGAAUAAAAUAUCGGCCGUUGAAGUUGUAUAAUACAUGGGUAAGGCAUGUACUCGUAUAUUCAUUUUUAUAUUAUUAUUUUUUUUUUUUUUUGGUAAAACAUUUUUUUUUUUUUUCGAGUCAAGUAAUUUUUGUACAUUUUGUUUUAUCUACAAUAAAUAGUUAUACAUUUAAUUAAUUUACGAAUCAUUUAGACAUUCGGUAAACAUGUAUGUAUAUAUAAAAACACCACUAUUAGGAUAUUGCGUUUCAAUAAUGUCUUCUAAAAAUAUUAUGGUACAUGUUAGUAUAUGCAUAAUGUGUAUAGCGUUUAAUCGAAUACAUUUAAAAGUUAUCCAUAUCCGACAAUUACGGAAACCGAAUUUUGCAAGGUAAACCAAAGACACACAACUUAACGGACAAACAUUUACGGCGUUACGAUUUGAAUAUGUAUUUUCAAUUUUUACGAUUCAUGUUUUCUACGAGAAAUUUCGUGGCAUUUUGGAAUCGGUACGUUAGUCGGCAAGUCGUGUUUAAAAAAGUUUACGGCAUUAAUUGUUCCGUUAUUUUCGAUUUUGUUUUAAAUUAGUUAAACUUGAUCUUAGAAAGUUGAAAUUUCUACAGAAUACUUAUAAUACUAGCCUAUUCGUAGUAAAAUUUUCAAAAUAUUUUUAAUCGAUUAUUGUCCUAUUUAUAUAAAUUUUAUAUUUGCGGGAUUUUUGUCUUGCAUAAUUUUUAACUUUGUAGAUAUUCUUUGGAUAGUGGAUAAAAUAUUUUUACUAAAUACGAAUGCUUGUUCAUCUAAUUCGAAUUCCAUUAUAAGAUUAACUUAGUGAUAAAAAAAAAAACGACGUAGUAGUAGUUAUGUAGAUAAUCAUUCUUUUUCGAUAAACGUUUCAAGGUGAUCUUUUGAUGCAAAUCGAAAAUAUUACGGCAUUUCAAAACAUGUGUAACCGAUAACUUCGUUGUUCAAAAUCGUAUUUCGUUAGCAAUGGUUUAUUGUUACUUCGGAUACGAAUUAAAUAACUCUAUGUGUUCUACCGUUCCGACUUCACUUCCCAUCCACAACAGUGGCACGCCCAUAAACAGUAGCAGCUCUUUUUUUCUUUCAAUUUUUUUUUUUUAUUUUACAAUUCAAGUAUUCUAGUUUUAUUAUUGUAUUUAUACAUAGACACAGGUGUAGAUCGUUUUCGAUAUGAUAAUAUCCGCGGAGAUAGGAGAUAAUAGGCAAUUAGUGCAGAACACACAUAGGUGUAGGAGAAUUAAAUCGACUUGUGUUCGUAUAAACGUUUACGUAUUUACUUCAGGAGACCACCUGCAGUAGUCGCAACAGGGUUAACGUGAGUAGUUGUUAAUUAAAAUAUAAUAUGAAGGUGCGUUGCGUUACGCGAGGAAGAAAAGAGUAUAAUUGUCUUGACAUUAAGCCUUGGAACAAAAACGGGGAAAAAACGAAAACUAAAAAAAAAAAAAAAAAUAAAACAACCUGUCCAACGUUUAGAGUAGUUUAUUUAAUGUGGUGUUUUUGAUACGUCACUCGCGUAGUGUAUAAUACUAUAGAAUAUUUCCCGGACGCGCAUUUACGCUUUCACUCGAUCGGUUUUCAAGACGGUAAAUAUUAUUUGUUGCACCGUGUCACUACAUUAUUUACAAUUUGUAUUAUUAUUAUUAUUAUUAUUUUUUUUUUAAAUUCCGUUCGUAAAAAUAUGGAACUUCGUUGGGAAUCGUAUUCCGUCAGCAAUGAUUUAUCGCUGCGUACAGAUAUAUAAAUUAAAUAACAAUUAAUAUCAAUUAAAUAACUUAAUGUAUUCUACUUUUCCGAAUUUCCACCCACAACAGUGGCACUGCAGUAAGCAGGAUCAGCUUAAUUUUCUAAACAAUUAUUAUUCCAUGUACUUAUCACACAUUUAACGGGAAAACACUGACAACUAUAUAAACCCCGGGGGUUCCGUCAAAAUCGUUUUUGCUGUAACUCGGAAAAAAUAUUAGUAACCGUACAGACCGGAUAUUUUUACCAAAUAUACAACAAUUACACUAGCCACUUGUUGGUUGAACGUCGUCAUUAUAAUUUUCGAAAUAUUUCGGUUCUUAUUCCUAAGUAAUUGUGGAUAUUUUAAUUUUCGAGAUUUAUCUGUUUUGAAUUUAUUUCAACUUGUGUGGAUACAUUUAUUUUCCGUCUCGUAAACGUGGUAUUCAUUUAAUGCAGGAUUACGAGGCAAUAUUAUUGUUAAAAUUGUUGCAUACCGGCGAAAGCCGGCAAAAGUUAAGUAUUGUAUUUCGUUUUUAUUAGCGCAAAGUCAAAUUAUCGGACGAUGUCCGUUACAUUUCACUGUGACGUAUCGUGACUAUUUUUUUUUACAAACAAAUUUACAAAUAUAUUUUUAAAAAAAACUGAUACUGGGGAUGGGAGCGGUCACUGUUGUAAGUGAAAAGUUGAGAAGGUAGGAUACAUAGGAUUAUUUCAUUUAUAUCUGUAAGCAACGAUAAACUAUUGUUUGACGAAAGACGAUUCCGAGCGCAGUUCGGUAAUACAUAAUUUGAAGUGCCGUAAUUUUUUUUGCGAUUUUCGUUUUAAUUUUAAUUCAAAACGCUUUUAAAAAAAAAAAAUUUUACCACGUCUAAGUAAUUCCAAUAUAAGUAUUAUCACCGAGUUUCAAGUCUCUACGUGUAUUUAUAAUCGAAUAGUAUCAAAAAAACCUUCCAAAAAUAAAUAUUCCUUAAAAGCUCAAAAGUGGCUCAAAAGUUUCGGCAACGACACCGUAAGAAAAUAAAUCAAAAAGGCAACAAAAGAGGUGUCCCGUGGUUUUUCGAUUAAAUCAUUUUUUCUGGUAGAAAACGUCGUCCGUGUUUUUAUAAAACAAUGAAAUCGCGCGUUUCCCUACGUUUUUUUUCCCCACUCGAGCGCUUUUGUUUAAAACGCGUCGUCGAAAAGAUUGAAAGAAUUACCUCUCUAAAGUACAAUCUGGACAACCUGAACGGUCAGGAAAGUUGGUACACGUAAAAAUCGGAACAAGUCCGCUAGGAAAAAAACGUGUCCGCGAACUAGAACGAAGAGAGAAAAAAAAAAUAAAAAUAAAUAUAAACUGCAUUGUAAAACCCCAAUAGCUCCCUCGCGUGUCGUUACGCCUGUAUUUUCAAGCCCCUCGUCGAUAACGUUGGCCAAGAGCAGCGCGCAAUGUCAUUGCGUGUACAUUUUCCGACGGAUCAGUCGUAACGGACACUGCGCUUGCCGUCGCCCGUCCGUUUCGCCGCGUGCAGCGGGGUGCGCGUCAAACGAGGGACGUAUUUUCGCGGCGCUGCCCCCGCGCCGUACAGGAGGUGCCAUUAUUAUUGUUGUCGGCGUCGUCAUCAACCGUCGUUACAGUCGUUGGUGCCCCGCGUUCGGGUCGCUCUUGUCGGCCGCGGCCGUCGUCGGGCCGCGCGCGCGGUGGGGGAACCUCUGCCGCCGCCGCCUCCGCUGUUUCCGACAAUCGUCGGCGGCGGCUGCGUCCUCCGACCGUGAACAGUCGGCCCGUAUCGUACGGACUGUCACGACCGUCCGCAUUUACGGUGUUACGGUUACGCGUACGAUAAUAUCGAGUUUCUGUGUAUGAUAAUAAUAACGUACGACCCGACGACGGCGGCGCUGUAACGACAAUAAUAACGAUUAAAAAAAGUAUACGAGCACCGAUAAUAUUUUCGCGCGAACGCCAAUCGUAUAACCGGUCCGGGGGCGACGGUAUGAACGUCGCCGUCUGAGAGUCGACGCAACAUUCGUAAUAACAGUUUUACAAAGUGCGUUUACCGCCGCCCGCGACGACGUAAAUUAUGUCGCUCACGUGCCGCGUACAGUACGUGGACGACACGGACCCUUUCGAGUAUUCGGCCAACGUGCCGGAACCCCAACGGGCGCCGCCGGUCCAUUCGUUCAGCCUCACGUUGCCCCUGAUCAACCAGAUCGCCGGCGUGCACAGGAUCCUCGGGGCGCCGCAUCGGGUGAGUCUCGCGUUCGCCGCGUACAUAUUACCACGUUACAAGCGGCACGCGGCUCCCGAAAUACGUUUUCGUUUCGGCGGAUGUCCCGUGUCGGCGGCGCGUAGUUAUUAUUCGCUAUUAUUCGUAUUAUUAUAUCUGUCGGGGGAAAAAAUCGAUUUUUUUUUUUUUUUAUCAAUAUAAUACAGUUACUAUAUCGCCCGGGCUUAUCGACAUAUUUUAACGUUUCGUUUCGUAUUUUCGUGUCGUACACAAACGUAACGAGUUGUUGCGAAAAAACAAAAAUGCCCGGGUUCUUCUACGCAGACCUCUCCGGGUGCAUCACCCGCGUCAACCGUUUUGAGAACGUCACUGUCCCGCGCGCAGGUACCAAUAGGUUUAUAACCGAGUCCGGCGCGCGAACCGUUCGCGAACAGAUGUCGUAAUAUUGUCACGCCGAUUAACUGCAGCGUCGACGCGGAGGAGGGAGCGGCGGGCCGUCGCCGUCGCCGUUCACCCCGUGCGCGAACGUCCGCACCCGCGCGUCGUCCGGCGACCGGCUGGCGGUGCCGCGACGCGUCUUUCCGGCACCCUGUGUAACGCGGAUUGUAUACGUGUACGGGCGCCCCUGGUUCGGGGUCCGGCGUAUUUCUCAAAUGCGGUUACACACUCAGACCGGUCGCUCGUUAUAAUGCGGUACACCCGAUAUGAUCGUACCCUCGUACAGCUAAACCUGAGCCGACAGACCUCGGUGAAACCGCGCCGGGACCGGUAUAACGGCGUGGGGGGAAGGAGGAGGAGGAGGAGGAGGAGGAGGAGGAACAGCUCGAAAAAACAAACGAAAACAAUUUGUACAAAAACAACGCGUUCGAAACGGAUAACAUCUGCGGUCGGGAAGCAACGCGUCAAACUAACAGAGACGCCUAUUGGGCUUAGACAUUAUCGCGUAUAGGUAUUCAACAACACGUACGUUCGUGCACCACCGAGCGUAUCGCGCGCGGAACGAAAUCCCGCGAGUGUCCGCGUUUUGAAAUUUCGCGACCGAGACCCCGAGUAACCGUCGCGGAAAAACACGAGCGUUUUUUUUUUUUCCAUUGACGCGACAAAAAAAUGUUUCGCAAGCUUAUAUUUUUGAAAUAUUUCAUCAAACGUUUCGGGAAAGUUUCGCGAAAAAAUUUCACUUUGUUGUGAAAAAAAAAAAAAUCGUUAAAAUGUAAAACUCGAACAGUGUGUGUGUGUGUGUGUGUGUGUGUGUGUGUAUGCAACUGUGGCGGCGGACACCUGCAAUACCUCUUACGGCGCUAUAUAAACGGCCCAAACGGUCCCGGGCUGCCCGUAGAUUUCAGUUAACGACGAACGGUAUAAACAAUGAUAAUUAUCAGUUCAACCGGUUUCAAUUAUCGACGUUGUAGAUAUUUUUACGUCACUGCGGGUACACAGCCGACGCGAAUGACGGACGGUAAUACGUUGAAACGUUAAAACGAAUCCGAUGACAACCUCCGGAUUCGGCGGUAACACGGUGGAACGACGAUGUCGACGAAACCGGGCCUAGAGCCGCGGGUCUUUCGGUCGAAACGUUUCGAGCGGCGUGAAAUUCCCCGCGCAGCCGUUCGGAAAUGUCGUUUUUCGUUCCGAGGUUAUUUACAACGGGCGGGUGGCCCGCCGAAGUUUCGAACGUGGACGUCCCGUACCCGUAACCCCGCGUUAUCGAACAUUCCGCGUAAUAACAGCGCAGUUGCGCUAUGCGGAGCACGCCCGGGUAAUGUUAAUUGUGCACACUGAUAGGGUAAUCGAUAAAAAAAGGCGCUUUAAAACGUCCAGAAAAACAAAAAAAAAAAUCCCCGAAAAAAAAACGCCUUCGAAUAUUGAAAAAGGCGAAAAUGACAGCACAAGUUCAAAAGUCCCCGCUCCACCGACCGAUGGCUUAAGCUUAUUGAAUUCGAUUUCCCAACGCGCUACAGACGCGGUUCGCGCGGACAUUUCCUAUUCAAUAAAGCCCUACGUGCGUCGCGUAAAGGGGAUUGCUUUUUACGAAUCGUUUUUGCGUAAAAACGAUGUCGUUCGAUCGGUUAAAUCCGUUAAAUGGGGCACUUUCAAACGCGUAUAUUUCCCCGCGUCGCUCCCGGGGCAUUCGUGACGUUUUACUGAGUGGUUUUCCGCCGUCUUUAAAAGCGCGUGCGAAUCCGGUCACCAAUUGUCGUCGUUCGUUAUUUCGUAGGCGCGCAACGCGGUGUUUGUCCGGGACCCGCCCGGGCGGCGACGGCGGACGGCUCCGCGGUGUCGCGACGAAACGCCUCGGCCCGCGGGAUGCGUUGAACCCGCGCCGGUCGGCGUCCGAGGCUCGGCCGCGGCGAGAAGUGUCGCCGAAUAAUAAUAACAACAAUAAUGAUAAUAACGAUAAUUUAUUUCGGUGCGCUUGUACAACGCGCGCACGCGUAUGCGGAACGCGCGCGUGCACGUGACGUGUGUAGUGGUGAUGAUAACAAUAAUAAUAAUAAUAAUAAUAAUAAUAAUGAACGCCGGUGGUGUCGACCUUGAGAACGGAUGCACUCGAAUUCGCGCGCGGCGGCGUCUUAACAUACGCGUGCGGUGCGUACGGGCGCGCGCGCCGCCGCGCCGCACGCGAGUACGGUACGCAACCGGCGCGGCGGCGGCCCGUCGAGGAUUUUUUUUUUAUAUUUUUUUUAAUUUUUUUUUUUUGUUCCGCGCUCCGGGCCGGGAAAAUAAGAGCGAAAAAAGAACCGGCGUCGGCGCGGGGCGAACGCCGGGAAGCCGAGUCGACGCAAGACGAAAUGGCGUUUUUUGAGCGUGUUUUUGCACAAUUUUACCGCGUCUAGGAACAGACAGGUGCCCCGUCGACGUUUCCGGACGCCGCGAACGUUUUUCACCGAAUCGCAGCCGCAAAACAAAAUCGAAAAUAAUAAAUUAGGUACGUGAAUUGUUCCCGUGAAUUGUCCCGUUCUUUCUAUACGUGUUAUUCACUUCUCGGUUUUGCUCGAAAACCUACGCGGCGAAUCAAACGACCACAUUCUCCGUGAGCGUCGAAAUUCGAAAUGCGAUUAGGAAAAACAACCUCUGGGAAUUUUUCGAUUAAAGCAAUAGUUCUGGUGGCAAACAUGGUUCGCAAAAAUUAAAAACCAUAAAAUCGGCAACCCCCCGCGCGCGCCGCGAAUAUUUGCCGUUUUACCUAUAAUUUUGUUUCCGGUUUUUAUCAAUUAUUUUGAAAACCCCAUGUAAGAUCAACAAAAAUGACUUCUCUAUUGCAUCGACUGGAUAAAAUUUCUUUUCAGAAAAGCGGCACUCGACACAUCGGAGUGUGUUUUAUUUUCGAAAAGUUGUUUAUAGAUGGAAAAAAAAAACACAUUAUAGUAAAACCCUCGCUCCGAAUCUGAAAUUUAUAUAGGUCCACCCGUACAAUAAACCCGUUUUCUUUAUUUUCUCUACCUAAUAUUGCUUCCACUUUCCAUUAAAACUCGUCAUCAAUAAAACCAUUUAAAUUUUACCGUCCUUGACAUUUGUCCGCCCGGGGCAAUGAUGGCCCCUUUCGCCCCUCCUAUAAAUGCGCCGCUGACAACCGGUACAAGUCUGUGACGUCGUCGUUCCAAUUUCAUUGUUGAUUAAUGCUGUUAGAGAUCUGAUUGUAAUAAAAAAAAGCAUAAGCCGCGUGAACGACUUUUCCAUCAGAAAUCUGGCUCCGGCCAUCGACAUGGGGUUUUUUUCUGGAAGAAAAUGUCGCAUUGUAGGUGCGUUGAGGGAAUUGUUUUUUAAUUUUCCAUGUAUUAUGAUUUUCGAUGUUGUUUUUUCUUGUAGUUUCACUCAAAAUUAUGGUAGACACUUGAAAUGUUUACAGAAUAUUUACCCCUUUCCUGCGUUUAUAAAACAUUCUGGCGACUUUUCAGUUAUUUAUGGUCAUUUAUGCACACAGAUGUGAAUCGAAUCAAUCUGUAUGCCCCGGACCCGUGAACGCGAGUAAGCGUCACUCGGCUGUUGCGUAGUGCGAACACGGCGAUUUUUUCGCAUGAUUUUACUCUAAGUAGGUAUGAAAAAUACGGACGUGAAUCCAAAAAAAGAAAAAGAAAGAAAAGAAAAUACGCUUCGAAUCUAAAAGUCGUGCGGAUAAGUAUAAUACAUAGCUACAUAGGUACCGAGGUAUGACCCGGACUCGCUUUCUUUGGCCGCACGAAAACCACGCCGUAUUAUUUUAUAUACGCUUAGAGGUCUUAUGUGCUCUUAUAACGUCUUGUAAUAUUAUAUACCUACUUACGGUGUAUGCAUAUUAGGCACGUAAUACCUAACCGUUAUUAUUGUACGUUACAUUGUGUGCAGAAGGUGGUGGUAUAUUUUCGUUUAGUCGCCGUUUAAAAUUUAAAAAAAAAAAAAAAAUCGUAAUUUUUUUAACACCAAACCGUAGAAACCAGUGUUUCACCGCAUCCGUAAUAUUGAGGAGCGAACGGGUUUUACACGCUCUGCUAUACGUGAAAACCUCGUCGUUAAUAGUUUGGCGGGGGAGGGGGCAACUGAAUCGUCAAAUUAAAAUGACCGCGAACAAAAAUUAGUAAACUCGUUCAUGAACUCAAAAGAACUUAAUUUUGUUCCGAUACGCUCAGCGCACCCCCCCCCCACCUUCCCCCUAUUGCCCAAAACAUACUCGCCGAUCCCCGCCGCCCGAAAUUCAAUUCACCCGGCGGAAACGCUCGGAAAUUCGACUCGAGACGUUUUUCUUUUCGAACAUCAUUUCGAUUGCACACCGAUUGUCGCGGGCUCGGUUACGUAAUACUCGUAGGUUGGGAUUUAUUUACGCGUAUUUCGUUUUAUUUGUUUUUUAGCAGACGUUUUUUUUUUUUUUUUUUCCUGUAAAUAUUUUCCCCGUUAUAGAACACAUAAUAAUAUUAUUCGUUUCGAUACGGUUACUUUCAUAUAUAAUAAUAAUAAUAACAAUAGUACACAAUACACACGCGAUAUACGUCCGUUUAUACGGCUACACGUAAUGUAGCGCGCGUUAUCUACGUGAAUUUCUCUACUCUCUGGCGUUACAUUUUAUUACUAUUAUUAUUAUUAUUAUUAUUUUUUUCUCGCAUUUAAACCUUUUUGGCGCGGAAACAUCGUUAUAUGUUAUAUGUCUUACAUAAUCGAUACCGAAUAUACGGACAGUUGGGUACCUAUGAUAGCUAGCUGUGCAAAUUAAUAAUUUAUAAAGUCAUUGUCUGAUGUGAUACGGCUAACGAGCGACGAUCGUUGAAUGGUAAUUCGAAUAAUAAUCGUUAUUGUAGCCACCGUUUUGUUUUCUUCAAAAAAUCCAGCCGAAAAAAUUGUUUCGAUCAUAAAUAUUCGUGGCAUGAGUUAUACGCAGGUUGUUGCUCCAGUAUAAGACUCUUCGAUUAUUCUAUAGUCAAAUAAUCAGCGAGCAAUCGGGAAAAAAACAAAAUUGAAAAUGUAACAUUACUCGUAUAAUAAUUAUUAUUGUUACAAUGUUACGGGUAAAAUAAAAUACCAUCUGAACGAACUUCUUUUUUUCAACAGGCUAUAAAAUAUUUUGAAAAAAAAAAAAAUGAUAUUUUCUUCUAUAUAAUUGCGUGAGAACUCGUGUAGAUGUAUAGGUUUACUCAGCAGACUGUACAGCGAAUACUUCUUCGUCGUAAAAAAAAUAAAAAAAAUAAAAAAAAUAAAAACAAUUGUUGUUGUUCAAGUGUGAAUACAUUUAAUUAAUUGUAUUAUUUUAAAUCGGAUUGUUUAAUAAUUGGUUUAGAAGACUAGUACCUAAUAUUUUGUUUUACCCGCGUGACAUGGGAAAUUCGCGUAAACAAAUUUUUUUUCCAAAUAGAUAACAUACCUAAACACUAAAUAGAUAAUACGAAAUGCAAUUUAAUUUCUUUAAACUUGGCUGAUUCGCGAUGAAAUUUUUAUGUUCCGACGAUACGAUAAUGACGAUAUUACAAUAAUUAUUUGAUAAUUAUGGUCCACGCGAGGAAGGGGAUUAGGGGAAGGGUCGGUACUCUUCCCCUCCGCAAAUACGUCUCUGAUUUCUGAAUUACAUUAAUUUAACCGAUGAUGACGGGUAUUUGGCGAACCGCAUACUACUUUUUAUGCAUUAUUAUAUUUUGUAUGCUUACCGAAAAAUUCUAUUCAAAUUGCCUGUUUUGUUUUUUAUUCUGUCUACGGCGUAUGUGUGUACCUACGGGGGAAAAAACAAAACACUCAGUCUGCAUAACAAUAUAGUCGAAAUGCUGCGAAAGUUUAGGCAUAGAAUUUGUAGUAAACAUUAUAAAACAAAACCAAAAACAAAAUUAGUACAAAGUUCAGUUUCCGUUCAUCGACUUUCGAAAUGAUCAUUUUAUUUACAUUAAUACGCAACGAAAAACUAUUACCGUGUUGUAGAAUAAGUAACACUCGCCCUUUAAAAGUUUUGUUAGAAAUUCGCUUUAUUACAAACAGUUUUCUGUUUUUUUACAAUAGGUAUUAAUAUGUUUAUAUUUACAAUCAAUUUUUAAGAUUAUUUUGCGAAAAUUGCAUCCGAUAAUAUUACGCCUCGGCUACCAUAAUACUAGGAUAGCAUCACAUAAUCACUGAAAUGCGACAAUUUUUCUUCUAUUGUAUUGCAAUAUUAUAUCAUAUGACAUCGACUCUAUAAUAAUAUGAUAUGAUCCCAAAUCAGAUAAGUAAAUACGAUCAAAGUUCGUACGUACCUAUUAUAAUAAUUACGAUAAUCGUAGAUGAUAAUAUAGGAACAACAUUGCAAUAACAAUUUAUUAUUUGAUAAUAUUGAUUAGGAUGUCCCCAUAAUGAUAAGGACAGUACAAAAUAUAAUCAAGAAGAUAUACUCAUAUUUAAAUUUGUAAUAUUUGAAAACUAAAUAUUUAUUUAUUUAUUAUUAUUAUAACAAAAUUACUGAUAAUAAUACAAAUGAUAUAGACGUCCAUAGGUUUUUUUUACAAGUAAACUAAAAUCAAUAUGAAUAACAUAUUACAGCCGGGUAUUGUUACAAGACAAAACAUAAGAAAUUAACAAAUUUAAACUAUGACAGAAACAAAUUAAAGUUACUAGUAUUGAUAAGUUUUAUCACCUUAACUAAGGGUGCUGCGUUACCAUAAUUUAAUCUGGGGAAAUGGAAUCAUAAAAACCGGCAAAUAUUAUAAAUUUAAUUGUAAAAUAGUUUUGUCUAGGGGCUUUCGGCCACCUUUAUUCGCUCGCUCACGUCGGACUUUUAAUCGAAAAUAAACCCCGAUUUGUUAUGCAACGUAAUUUAACGUCUGGUAGAUUUUUAUUUCGUGUGCAGUGUAUUUUAAUAUGAAUACGAUUCUUAUAAUUUUCGGACAAUUGCUUACAACAUAAUACCACGAUGAAAUCUAAACAACAUAAUAAUGUUAGGAAGUUAUGAUGUAAUAUAUUAUAUUAUCGGGCAUUUCAGUUUAUGUACCCGUACGCAACGAUAAAUCAUUGCUACCGAAAAACGAUUCUGAACGAUGUUUCGUUUAAAACGUUUAACUAGAACUGUAUUAUAGUUUCCAAACACAAAAUAAAUAAUAAUAAUUGUUCAUAUUUUUUUUGUGCCGAAUUACCUAGCAUUUUCAUAAAGUCGAACUAAUUGUAUUCACAUAAAUAUGUGAAAUGCAGGGAUUGUCACGAAAUACUCGAAAAUUUCAAAUAACUUUAAAUAAAUUAAAAACCGUUAGAAAUAUUAUGAAAAUUGUGCCACGUAAUUUCAGAUCUCUACGGACAUUUUUUACUGAAUUACAUGAAAAACAAAAUCAAAAUUGAAAACAACAGAAACCGUUAUCGCGUACUUUUCCGGCAUUUUCGCCAAUAAUUUAGAAAAAUAUUAGGAAAAUAAAAAAUACCUCCCCGAUGCAAUAACCAAGGCGAAUUUUCUUCAAGAAAAUAACGAUCUCUGAAAUUAACGACGGAGCUUGAUUUCCGGGUAAAAAAUUUGUAACAUGUAUAUAGUAAAACCAAUACACUCUUCGCUGUACGCACAAAAAGCUCAAAAAGAAAAAUAAUUAUUUGAUAUUGGUCGGCGGUGCCAGAUAAAGUUGGGACGCAAUUCAAUUUUAGCGAAAAUCUAGGACGGAAUUAGCGUACUCGCGUACAGUUACUGUGUUUGUAUUCCUUUAUAUUUUUGUGCUUACCCGUCUAUAGCAGGUGCAGCGUAAACCGCGUGUUUACCGUACGAAUAAUAUACGACAGAUUGCUAUAUUUACCGAACAGGGGAACGCGAAAAAUCGUUUCCUGGUAUAGCUAUAUAAUAUAUAUACAUAUAUGUACAAAAAAAAAAAAAACAAAAACAAAAACCGCGCGAACACUGCAGUUCUAUAUGGGAAUAUUAUUUCAUUUUCGAUAAUAGUAAAUAUUUUCCGAAAAACGAAAGGAAACCCAAAAAAACUCGUUUCUCCCGCGGCGGUGGGUAGGUACGACAAUAUUGUAAUGGGUAAAACUAUAAAAUUCGAAAAAUCCGACUGUAACACCGACACCGUUAUACGACAGACCGAUUUUCAUUACGUACGUCGUCGUGUAAAACCGCGAUAAUUAUUGUUGCAAUAAUUUCGCCUAAUAAAACGGGCUGUCGUCGUCCGUUGAGUCGACCGAUGUGCAGUGUAAAGUUUUAGUCAAAUAAUAAAUUAUUCGAUGCCCGCGCGUCAUUGAGCGUGAAAGUAAAGUCCGUAUAGCUUAUUGUAACGUGACAACUCGCCGUAACAUUUUUCUAAAUUUAUCGAAUUUUAACCUAUAUAACCUGAUAUACUAUUAUACACGGGAUGUACGACGACGACGACGACGACGACGACGACGACGAUGAGUAUACGCCGCGAUUUUGGCAUUUGAACAAUAUUUUCGUCCGAAUAAUAGGAUUAUAUUCGGUUACCGAAAAAUUGCGCAAUUUGUUUAUUUGCCAACAAAUGAAAAAAAAAAAAAAUUGUAAUUAAAUUAAUAUGGAUUUGUCAAAACGUAAUAUUAUUAUGAAAAUAAACAGUCCAUAUGAUUAUUAUAAGUUAAUGUACUCCGAGAUAUUGCGGUUUUGUCAAGUUCUGUUUUUUAUAUAUAUAUAUAUAUAUAUUUCUUUUUUUAGGUACUUCCUGGUUUCUAUACCAGUAAAAUUAUUUACGAUUUGAUGUAAACUUAUAUACAUAUACAAUUUGCAGAUGCCACGUUAGAUUUGUCCAAUAUAUUAUUAUAUUUUCAUCGCUCGUCAGUGACUAAUCAUAUUUAAAUUAAUUUUUUUUAUUAUUAUUAUUAUUAUUACUAUCAUCGGUAUAAAGAAUAUCCAAGUUCGGAUUAAGGGGAGGGACAAGAGAUCCGUGGUUCCCGAGCCACAAGACUACGGGGGCCUAACAUUUGCCUUUGACUAUGUAUUUUGAUAUUUUAUUAUCUUUUCGCCGACAGAUUUCACACUGCUGGAAACUACUGUAUACAGUACCUCUUUGUUUUAUACAAAUAUAUUUAAAUAAUAAUACUUGUGACAUGAAUUGAUAUCUAUUGUCUCUCAAUAUAUUAUGUAUUGUUUAUCUUUUGUUAAAACCUUAAAACAUAUUGAGCAAUAAUUGUUAACAAAUUGUUUUUAUUAUUCUUUUUGAGGGUCUUAUCGAACAUUUUUUCCUUCAAUCAUUAAUCGUGUAAAUCUAUAAUAAUGCUAUCAUGAAUGAAUAAUGAAUCCGCGGUCCAUUUACGUUUUCUAACUUUUUGUCCACAUCUGCAGUUCGGUCUGCAUCGUGCCUCGACUGUAACAGUCGAGUUAAUUGACUAAAAACAGACACGCCAAACCACGCGUUCAGGUGACUGAAACAGAAAGAACUGAUUCAUUUAUGCCAAAAGCUUGGCUGACAUGUCAUAUGCGGCAUGCGACUGAACUGAACUGCACGAAUCACCCGCAUUUGAUUCUAAAUUUUAGGUCUCGUCUUAAGCCGGAAAUUCGGUUGAUUUCUGGCUUUUGAGGCUACGGGAAAAAUGUCAAAAUAUCAAUAAAUAACCCAUAAUACACUUUCUUUUCGUAAACUAUAGUGUAAUCCGUAGUAAAAUUUUUGAUUUUCACUACUUUUAAAAUACAACUUCGUGGACACCACGAAAAUAUAUAAUUUGUACCUAUUUCUUUGUAUAAAUACCGAUGGAAUUCUGAAAUACUCUUUAUAAGAGCCUAUUGAAUAAAUCUAGGAAACAUUUUUGUAAACAAACUCUUUUUCUCAUCAGUUGGAAAAUUCGAUAAGUUAUUGGUCUAGCAAAAUAUAAUGAAAUGGCGACGCCACUGCCACCGGCGCGCUCGCUCUUUUAGCUCGUUGUUUUUAUAGAUUUCGAAAGAAAAAACGCGUCAAUAUAAUAUUACGAUGUAUUUCUAUAACGCAUUGUUACUGUAUAUUAUUAUUCAUAAUACAUAUUAAUUAAUUUGCUCGCAUUAGACCCCGUUGUACCUGGUAUAACGAAAUUAUCGAGGUUAAACUUUUUCUGGCCGCGAACAAUACACGAACGGGCAUCAUUCGCGAUAUUAUAAAAACUAAUUGUAGGCCGGCGUCUAUAAUGCCACAGUGUACGUGUUGUUUUCCGCCAAAUGUAUCGAUGAUUUUUACGCAGGAGAAUAAUUUUUUUCAACGUUGCUGCUAUAGUAUUAUAAUUAUCGUGGUUUUAGUACAAUAUAAUACGUGUCGCGGCACCUGAAUAAAGAAACAAUAAAUAAUAGCUUUUCGAAUCGAUAUAACAUUAAUUUUCGUCUCUAAAACGUACCUCUAUACCAAUCGUUUAUGUAUAAGUGAACUCGACACCGAACGAUGCAGCAACACCAAAUUGAAAAACGGGGACAUACACUUCACACCAUCAUGCGUAAGCCACUGUUGUCGGUUGGGAAAUCGGGAAAUGGUGUAUAGGUACGGUAAUAUAGGGUAAUUUAUUUUAUGCAGCAAGUGUUGGGAAUCCAGAACGGGUUUUCAAAUAAAAUACUACCGGACGACAAAUCCGCAUCUUUUAACGUAUACGGCGUGAAAAAUUCGAAGCAUUUUUACAAACCGAAAAAGUGUUAUCCGUGAUACGGGGGGGGGGAAGACACACACAUACACACACACACACACACACACACGUUAUCUUAGUAAAACUAAUGGCUUCUUAGCUACGGUUAAAAUCUAAAAACACACUAUAUUAAAUAAACUCAUUUGUAUUAUCGCAAAUAAAUCGUUCAAGUGUUUCGCGUGACAUGAUAUACAUUUGUUUUUAUGAUACUUGUUUGUUUUGUUUUAAAUUUGUUUUUAUUUCGAGGAUAUUCGCAAGUUUUGAGUGAAUUAUUAUCGUGACGCGCGUUGAUACAGAAUUGUAUACUACAUGUACGUACGUAAUCAAAAAUAAUAUAAAACGUGUAGUUUGAAUUUUCAAUGUCAGGACGAUGCAAUAACGUUUAUUUUUACUCGACGACGAUUUAAAAUGUCGCGGGCGUUUAAUAUUAUAAGACAGGUUAUUAUUACUAUUAUUUUUUUUACGAAUUUCAGUUUUCGGUAUUUAUCUAUACAAAAAGAAGUAUAAUAUUAAACAUGUUUAUGGUACGUGAUAGUAACCAAAAAAAAACAACAUUUCUAUAAAAAUUGGAUGACUGAGAACAAAGUCAUAUAACUAUGCGUAUAAUCAAAAAACUAAGUAGUAUAAAAUUUAUGUACGCAUAAAAUGCAAUAUUCAAAUUUUGUAAUUAUACUUUUUUACUUUUUGUAUAAAUCACACUUUGCAGUAUUUCAUAAUUUCUAUAAAAUCCAUAAUUGUACGUGUCGUACUAAUCAAGAAAGUCGUUAAUUUAUAAAAAAAAAAGUACUAUGAAUAACUACAGUACUGAAAAUUGUGAAUAGAUAAGUCGUUUUUUCGAAUAUACUUUCAAAUCGCGAAUAGGCUAAUGUGUAAAUUUAAAAAUCGUAAAAAUUAAAAAUCGCUUUAUAUUUUUCAUUAAUAUUAGGUACAUUUAGGAUCACUUUUAACCCAAAUAUUUGAUUAAUUUCUAUAAUAAAUAAACAGCAAAAGUAUAGGUAGUAAAAAAUAUAUAAAUAAUACAAUUUAUACAUAAAAAUAAAAAAAUAGUUAAUGCGUGACUGUGAUAUACCUGAUGAUGAAUUGUUAAUUCGAAACCGGUCGUAUAAUACACUUAUCAUAAUAUUUCAAACGACGCAUGGAUUCAUUUAUUUAUUUUUUUUUUUAUUUAUACAUUUUUUUAUUUAUAUAUUUUUUUACUAUAUUUAUUUACGAGUAUUAACCGUUUAAUAAUUUUGUUUUUACUUUAUUAUUUCAAUGACAAAAGUGUAUUGUUUAAAACGAACAUAUUAAAUAAAUGUCUAAUAUCUAUGACCUAUGGUAUACAUUAUGAGAUAUUAUACCAUUUCGAUGAAAUAUAGACACAAUAGAAAAUUCAAAUAAUCAGAAUAAUUUUAUACUAUUUAAAUAAUUGUACGAUGUAAUCAUCGCGAUAGUAUACAAUUAUUUAAUAAGGCGGAAUCAAUUUUUUUUUUUUAGGAAAAUCACUUACCCUCGUGAAGUUACUAAUGCAACAAAACUUUGCAAAACCGCGUUAACAAUGCCUACUCGGUCUUGUUAGAAAACUGUUGGUUUUCGUUGGUAACCUCAAAAGAAAUAUUUAUUAAUACGAAACGAAUCCGUAAAUGACAGUAUUGGUAACUGGACUAUUAACUAAGUACUGAGACUUAAACUAAACUAUUAACGCUAGUUGACAUACUGGCUUAAGAGCCAGUACUGAACUAGAAGUUGAUGGUAAAAGAAGAUCGUGGUUUUUAAAGUAAUUAACUUGAAUUUUAAUAUUCAAAUUGUUUUUAAAGUAUUGUAUUAAGUACAACAAUAUCGAGUAUGGUCUAUAAAUAAAUAUAUUGUUGUAUGUGGUUUUUUUUUUGUUUACGUAUGUUUCGCAUACAGUGCUGAAAGAUAUGCACAUGACAAUAGUACUACAGACUCCGAAGUUUAAUUACUAUUGAAAUUCCAUACGUCCCACAAAACCCAACAAUUGUUUAAAAAAAAAUCAGUUAUUGUUAGAAAUGUUUUCGCAAAGACUUAGUGCUUUCACGCGGCUAAAAUAUUUGCGUUCUCAAAAAAAAAAAUAAAUUGUACGAAACAGAAUACCGAGUAUAUAUUAUUAUCAUAUACAAUACCGCGUUGUCGAAAUUUGAGAUUUCGAAACUCCGGGUCCCGGGGUAACUACAUUAUAUCAUCAUUAUCGCUUAGUUUUUCGCGCAGUUUAUAUAAAUACUCGGCGAAAUAAACAACGAAGCCAAAUAUUGUUUACUAAACCGACGCGAUUUCUAAUGCCAAUUAACCUUUUAAACGUGAUAAAUUAGUAUUGCAAUGAACUGCGCGGGUAGGUACCUGCAGGUAAAACUCGUGUAUUAUAUCUGUGCCUUAAAAGAGAGAAUCUCCGCAUAAUUAAUUCCGCGUUGUUUUAAUAAUAUUGUGUGUGUUGCGGACGAGCAGCUUUAAAGAUUUUUUUAUAUUUUUUUAUUUUUUUAUUUUAUAGUUUUCCUCGCUAAUAAUACGAGUUUCUGUGAUUUAGAGAACGGACGACUGUGUCGUUUGAUCUGGUAAAAAAUUACCUACGUGACAAUUAAUUACUGUCGAUCCGUGUCGAAAUCUCUGUAUAUUUUUAAUGUCCCACAAGUUUAAAAUUUAUUAUAACUGUAUACCCAUAUCUGAUAAUUGAGACUCAUUUUUUCUCACGGCCAAUCGAAUUUAAUUUUUACAGUCUUCCGAAAUAUCCCGUAGAAAUGCACAUUAAAAUGUCCGGAUACUAUGGGGUAACGUUAUAUUAUAUAUGUUACGGGCAAAAGCCAAAAUCGGGCAAAUCUCAGAAAUGUCCGGGCAAAACUCCAUGUUUCGGUAUUUCCCGGACAAACCUAGCUGUGACCAAUCUCAUUCGGCCAAAUCUGUAACGUACACACAUUUAUUUUAUAAAUAUAUACAUUUGAUAAUUCUAAUGAAUAAAUAUUUUUUAUAACAAUUUUACAACAAAAGUAGCUACGGUUUUGCCCAAAUGUUUAUUUUAUAUUGUCACUUUAUGUCAAAAACCAGAUCUUUCUGAGCAAGGAUCAAUUUAUUACUGAAGAGAGCGAGUAGUAUAAAAUUAUUAUUAAAAGUAGAGUAUUGUAAUAUUAUUGACACGGUACCUACCUACUGUGAAAAGUUGAAAUUUACGUUACAGAUUUGCCCGAAUAUAAUAUAUAAUAUAUGUAUAUUAACUUAGAACUAGGUAUAAUCCAAACGUUUUUUUUAACUAAUCUUAAAUUUCACCGAUGUAGUGUUAUAAUAUUAUGUACUUUAUAUUGUACAAUUUUGUGAAAUUUAAUUUCGUUUGUAAAAAAUCAAGUGUACAAUAAUAGCUUGUUCAUGAAUAUUAGUUUUGAUAUAUCCGAAUUCGAAAGUCCGGGUACUGGGAUAACUAUCAUCACAAUUCAUUUGUAUUAACACACUUAUGGGGCACGGCGGCACCAGCCUGUUUUUUGACUUAAAAAUAUAUCUUACGAGAAAAACUCAUGCUUUGUAUAGUGGUCAGAUUUAAAUUAUUUUUUUUGUUUAGGAAAUAGGAAGACUUCUAUCCACACCACAUCAAACUAAAUUUUUUAAUAUUUUCUUCUCAAUCUUUAUAAUACGUCUUUAAAAAAGGCUAAUUCAUAACCUUUUUUACCAAAGUUGUAUACCAUUGUUUAAAAUCAAGUGAAAAAUCAGAGUUCAAUGUGAUCAAUAUAAAUUUUGCUCUGUUUGAUAAUUAAAAAAAAAAAAAAAGAAUGAUUGGCACAUAUAGUUGAAUUAGAACCAAAUGGACGUAUCAACCAAAGCAACUUUUACAGAAGGCGAACACAGUUUUGUUUUUUUUUUUUAAAUUCAACAUAUAUCUUUUUUAUAAAUUACUUAAAAAAUUUAAAAUAUUGUUUUUUUUUUAAAAAAUUUAAAAUAGCCCUUCCCCUUUAAUGGGUUUUGGGCAGUAAAUUAGUGGAAAAGGAGUAAAUAACUAUCAAAUUUACGGAAUUGUAAAUGUUCUAGGUUAGAUUGGGUUAGGUCAAAUUUUAAAAAAUUAAAGAAAAUUCGGAAUACCGGCACCGGGCUCCGUAAUACCUACCGUUGUGCCCAUAUAUGUUUCCCUCGAAUAUAAAUUAAGCUUUUUUUUUUUUUUUUAUGCAUACGAUAUAUUCGACCGACGAUUAUAAUAUAUUAUAUACCUAUAUAUUGUGUUUAUUGCUCGCGCGUACCACAAUAUUUGAUAGAUUAGGGGAUAAACCCGUUCGUGGCAAGGUUAAAAAACUUUCCCGUGUACACAUAUAGGUAUAGAACCAGUAUAGGUGUAUUAUAAUAACAUGUAACCGUAUCGUUAUUAUUAUUAUUAUUAAAACGUAAUCUUCAAUUAGGAUGUAUAUUAUUAUAGCAGUAGUACACGAGUAUGUAUUAUAGAUACCCGUCGUCAUAUGUUUUUAUUUUAUUUUUUUUCAGAACAAACGCGUUUUAAACAAUAAUAAUAAUUCCUGUGUAUACGUAAUGGGUGGGUAUACACCCGAAAAAUUACAUAAAAAAAAAAAAAAAAAAAAAAAAAAAAAAACGAAAAUUGAAACGUACGAGGUACCUAUGUCCUAUAUACAACUGUUGUGUGGGAACUAAUCAAUUUGUCGGGUAGGAAGAGAAAAAAAAACACGGUACGUACAAUAACGCGGUAUUACACGCGGCUUAUCUUUAUAACCGAAAAAACUGACACAACUGGAUCGUUGUUGAACUAUAUAAUAUAAUAACUAUGAUAAUAUUAUAUAUAUACGCAGUCACUAUUAUUAUAGACACUUGUGUGGAUCUCUACGACUGCUCUACUAUACAACUUAUAAUAUUAUUAAUAUAUUACAUAUAUUGUCGUGGACGUUUACAUAAUGGGAGGAAAGAGGGGUGGGGGGAAGGGAGAGGGUCAACGCAUACGAGCGCGUUUCUUUUCAUUCACUAAAACACGACUGUCGACUGUGUAUAAGAUUAUUACUAUACAUAAUAUAUAGGUACUCACGGCUGUGGUGGUGUCGUUUCAUUCUGUCGCCAAACAAUGAUUUUUUUUUUUUUCUUUUACUUUUAAAAUUUUUUUCCCGUCGUCGAACGAACACACGCAUCACAAUAAUAUUACAAUAUCAUGUAUUUUAUAACUCGGGCGCACCUAUAAUAUUAUAUUAUUACAUGUAUAGUAGGUUCGCCGGGUCGUAAACGACGACGUCAACACGUCACCAAUCCUUUGCGUCAUACGCAGAGGACCUCUGUGAUACAUUAUGAUAUACAUAAUAUAUAUAUAUAUAUCCAGCCACUAUAUUAUCGAAGCUAAAAAAACAAAAAUAUUGUGACACUUUUUUUUUUGUCGGUAAUUUGCAGUGACUUACCUAGGAUUUUAUUUGUUUUUGUUUUUGUUUUUUUUUUUUGGGGAGGGGGGAGGGUCAAAGUUGUUCGUUAUUAUAUUAAACACAUAUGUUGGUAAAUUAUUGUUCGGUUUUUAAAUUCUACGGAAACAAUGUACGAACGAGUUUGAAUUUCAACAAAUUAUUUAAAUCCACAUCUUUAUUGGUAUAACAUGAAAAGUCGGAUCGUUUUAAUGAACUAAAAAGAACUUGUAGUUUCUUUGCUUCAUUCAGAAUCUAAAAGUGUUUAAUCGUUAGUAGACAAUUUUCAAACAAAAUCGUAUGUUUUAAAACAACGUUAGGUUAGGUUAGGUUUAUGUAUAAAUAGAGAAUAAUAAAGAAAAAUUAAACGAUCGAUUUUCAGAUUUAUAAAAACAGAAACCCAAAAUUUAUGUUUUCGAAUUUUGAAAUCGGAGUUUUUCCUGCAUGCGUUUUCUAUAUUCGAUUUAAACAAUUAGUUACACACGUAGGAUAUAUUAUACUCGUGGUGUUUCGUCCGGGAAGUAAUUAGAUAUAUCGGAAAUCGUUUGUCGCGGUAUGUAUACAGGGUGUGACGGCGUGUACCUUAUUUCGACGGUAUUGAACAUUUCGAAAUCAGAAAUAUCGAUUUCAGUUUUUAAAUAAAUCUACCUGUAAAUACAUAGUCAGGCCACAGAAAAAAGUAAAUGAAAUUUUAUAUAUUUUGGUACAUACUGCAGUUAUGUAUCGAAUUGAAGAUAAUUUAUAAUUUUCAGUUAGGUACUUCUAUUUUUUACUAUAUAUAACUGUGGUCCACAGAAAUAAUUCCCUAAUUAUAAUUGGUCCACAGGAUCGUCUAAAUUUUAUAUCACAAGAGAAUAUAUGGCAGAAUAAUACUCUAUGAAAUUCGUUAAAAACAUCUAAUAUCGAUUGAAAAAACUAUCUAAAAAACCGUAAAUGGCGGCUCUGCCAGUUUGAAACGCUUUACGGGCCGUGUUAGUAUUACAAAAAAAAAAAAAAAAAAAAGUCUGCUUUUUCGAUAUUGUCACGCCAUAAAAUGCGUACGGUCUGUAGUAUAGGUUUCGAAUCUACACAAUAGUAUGAAAUCUGUGUAAAAAAAUUGUACAUUUUUUGUUAAACUGAACAAAGCUGAAAUAUUAUUUCAUGUUAUUGUAAAAAAAAACGACGAAUUUAACACCUGCUACAGGUCGUCGUGCGUCGCUCUGUACACUCGAACGGGGAGGGGGAGGGCAACAAUAACAAAUUACAAUAACGUGAAAUAUGUAAACUAUAUUAUUACCGCACACGGACCCGGAAUACGUAACCGUUGUCUGCAGUCGCUCCGCCGGCCGGUGAAAAUUUAAAACGGUUGCCAGACACGUAUCAUCGGCGACACGACGACGACGCACACGGGCCGGAAAGAAAGAUAUCAUCGCGACGGUAUUAUACAAUACUCGUAUUAUUAUUAUUAUCAUAAUAUUUUGUCGUCAUUCGUCGCAUAGUUAAUCAGUUUGAAAACUUCUUUUUGCCGUCGACUGUUAUAAACGUUUUUUCGUCGUUGUAAUAUCGGAGGAUAUUAGGAGUUGGGAGGUGUUUUUCAUCCACGUAAGGGCCCUCCAUCACGACACUAUUUUCUAUUUAAUUUUCCAAAAAUUUAUUCGUAAGAAUUUAUUUGUGUAAAUAUUUCACAAAAUUUACGGGAAGGAGGGGGGGGGGAGGUUUCUUAUUUUAUCGAUUGACAACAGUGAAAAGUGAUAGCAAAUUAAUGUAGCAUUAUCGUCGGUUUCAAAACAUACGUAUUAUUAAAAUUGAUGCUAGACAGCUAGACAAAUGUAAGAGAGGCAGCACGCCGAAGCGUUAAGCGUGAAUAAUUUUUUAAACGGUUUGGGUACGCAAUUGGUAAAAACGGCAAACAUGGGGGGGACACAUGUGACCAAAAUAUAUUCGCCUAUUUAAUUAUAUUGUUUUUAAUUUAUAUUACAUUUUUAAUAAUACUUUAGACUAUAAAUUGAGACGGUAAACGUUUUUUUUUUUUUUUGUUUAAGAUAAGUACUUCGAGUUAUAUCGAACAUCGAAAUAGAAGUAUUUUUUUUUUUUGUGAUAUCUACCGAUUUCAUUCGUUUAUCGGCUUAUACCAUUUGUAUUCAAUAUAAUUAUUCGAAAACAAUUAAUCGUUCGACAUGCGUUUUUCUAUUUGAUUCACGUAUAAUUUAUCGUUAAUCAAAUACAUGAAAUCUUAAAACUUGCAUUCGUUUUAAUAAUAAUAAAAAAAAAAAACCAAAAUUAUAUAUUAUUCCGGAAAGACCGAAACGUUAUUUUUUCGGGUCGAACGAGUCACUUAAUAUUUUGUCAAACGCCCCGAAGUUAUAACAAAACGUAAUGUGAUUCUGUACGCAUGAUAUUCAUAAUUUCGUGUGCAUUGUGCAUGCUUGGUAAUUUUCCGUCUGAGAAGUAGUCCGCAUUAUAGUCUGCUGCGUUGCUCUAUGCCCGUUUGUUGUUAUUCAUCAACGUUCAAAAUGUGUAAACUUAUUUCAAUUCGUUUGGGUCGCGUUUGGGUGUAGACUGUAGAGGUCCGUAUACCUGUAUUUUAUUAUAAUAGCCACUUGUGUUCAUGAUAUGCCGACACGUUGACAAUGUCUCAAAUAGCAGCAUUAACGAAGGGGUUCUUUAUUUGUUUGAAAAGAAAAGCAACGGGUAAUAAUCAUUGAGGAGGACUCGGCCGGAGACUUAUUUGAUAAUUUUCAUAAAAAUGAGUUAUUGUUACAGGUCGAUACGAGUAUAACAUGCCUAAUGUUAUACUGUUAUAACAUGUGAAAUAUUAUUCUUCCGUUAUAAUAAUUUUCACACUUUUCAGUUGUGUGAAUAGGCAGACGAAUUCCUGACUCGAUGGAUCGACGGAAAUUGAUUUGUUUGUAUAUUAUACUUAUAUAUAUAUAUGUAUAUAUACGUGGCUGUACGCGCCUGUAUACGUUUACAAAUAUUGUCAACAUUCAAUAUUUUGGUAUACCUGACUGGAUAAUGUAAUUGUAAAUAAACGUGACAAAUAACUAUUGAAUACGCCCUACAAUAUAAUACAAUAGUAAUUAUUUUUGUCUUAUUCGAAUACGUGCAAUUCACAAUUAUAUAUUACUAUAAUCAUUUUUUUUUUAGUAAUUAAUAACUAUAGUAAUUACUUAUCUGUACAAAAAAAAAAAAAAAAAAAAAAAACGUUUGAUACCUAUUAUAAUAUUAAACAUUUUUUUGUUUUGAAACGUGGGAUAGUACUCAUUCAAUUUUAUACCCUUAAAGGUUUUCAGAAUGAGUUUCCCAAAAAUACUGAAAACUAUAACACAUCACUGGAUUAUUUAUAAUAAAACAUUAUUUUGUAUAGUUAAAAUAUUAUAAUGGUUUUAUUUUUUAUUUUUACCAAACACAUUUGUCUGAAUUCCAUAAGAAAAAGGUAUUUUGAAAUUCUCCUUUACAAAGGAAACCCCCUUUCUUCAGUUUUUAUUUUAAAAUUUGAUUUUUGAUACGCUUGAAUUUUGAUUUUAGUCUACUGAUUUUUAUACAUUACCGGUAAAUUGAUUAAAUAUUAUUUAUAUUAUCUGAUCAUCGAACUUAUCGAAUACAACAUUUUAAAAUUCUUUUUCGUUAGUUCGGUAAUACUUUGCAUAUUAGCCAAGUAUGUUAUGUAUUUUUUGAAGUGGAAAAAUACUUAAAUACACUCCAAUAAUAACAAUUCAGGUAAAAAAAUAAUAAUAACGCGCCGAUUCCAAAUUUGGUCAUUAGCCAAUGAAUAAAAACUGGUUUCUGCAGUAUCUUUGAGCUUCUUUUCUUUUUUUUAUAUUAUACACGUAUCUACAUACACAAGAUAUGUAAAGUGUAUUAUUUUUUAUUGAUCGUAAUUAUUUGUGUAAAAUAUUACCGCUUCAAUUUAUGUUUAAAAUAAAACGACGAAAUCAAACAAUACUUACAAAAAACCAAAUUGAUAUGUAAUCUUAGGUAUACCCCAGGUAAAGUGCCUACGAAACAUGUACGCACAAUAAAUAAUUCAUUGGGCUAAGAAAAAUAUAUAUUUUUAUAAAAUGCACAAUUUUUGGCCCGUAUAGAAUUGUUCAGUCGAUUGGGCAUUGCAACGGUGUUGUACAUAGUAUACAUGUAUAUAGGUAAUAGGGUAUUUUAUAAUAAUAAUAUACAGAAAUAUAAUAAUAUAACGCGUAUGUGCGUGACAAAAUUUAUCAAGGUAUUACUAAUUUACACCGGUGCGUCCAAUGCGAUUAUUUUUAGAGACGGUAAGUGUACACCGCACGUCGCGUAGGCGGCCGGCGUUUUAGUCGAUAACUCACUCAGUGCAGUCUUAGGGCUGACCCAUUUUCGCGCCAAAACGCUCUUUUUUGCUACACGAUAUUUAUAUAAUUAGGGCUGAGGACUGCUGAUGUUUAAAAAUCUUAAUAUUCUUUCCUGAAUUUAUGCACUUAAAAUAUGCUGUAAAAAAAUAAAAAUAAAAACGUAUACCGUAUAAUAUGAUAAUUUAUGAUACAAAUAUUAUUUUGUAUAUUAUUUCGCAGUUAUUUCGAAAUGAUUAAUUGCCGCCUUUGACCAGGUUACCCGCUUUGAAACGGUUGUUUGGGAGGGGGAAGUGAUAAGAGAAGUUUUUUUUAAAUAGGUUAUUGCGAGACGGAACCGCGCAGAACACUUUCUUUACUUUCGCUACAAUACUUUAUUGACUUUUAAAAAAUGCCCGUCGAAUUGUUCGGCCGACCCGAUUAAAUGCGUUAUCGGCGGUUCGGUUUACCCGCGGAAUAGUGCAAAUUUUAUACCGAAAAAUUGGAUAAUUUUGGUUUAACGGGAGGGUUUUCUUUCGACAUAAACUACGUACAGACAUACAUCGUACAUUCUUAAUCCUUGGGUACUCGUCGAGCAGGUACUGUUUCGAUCGUUAUACUUUGUGAUCGUUUAAUGUUAUUUUUUUUUUUUUUAAAUUUUAAAAUUUUGUUCCGCCGUAUUCGUCAUUUGUUAACAUUUCACGCUUAUUUGCCAGACAACUCGUAUAUUCGUUAUCAACAAAACUCCGUAGUAGAAUUUUUAAUUAAUUUUUCAAUCCCGUAAAUAUUACGGACGGAACGUUCGAGCACCGUUAUAAUGCAUACGAACGGUAUGAUUCGUAGAUUUUCAAAAAAAUGUCAAAUUCCGUCGAUAAUCCGGUCGAAUCGCGGUAUAAACGUUUGCGUUUCACGUUUUGUCGUAAACAUACCUAUGUACCAUUAUUCGGAUUUAUUGUGCGGUAUCGGGUACAUGUACAAGCCCGCAACAGAAAUUAUAUUGAAUUUCGCAACACGCCCGUCAAUGUUGACAAUAGUUAUAAUCGAUUUACGAGUACCGCGGUAACGUUAUGGUAAUAACAAUAAUAAUAAUAAUACUACGCGAUAUGUCGUUUUCGGCUAAACGCAAUAACAAGUCGCUUAUACUAUAGGCAUACGACUAAAAUAAUAAUACGAACCCGUACUCAUAAUAAGCACGAUAAAUUGAAAACAUGGCCUUCCCCCCUCCCCCCGAGAGAAGCGGACCUACAUUGGCAUUCGGCACGGACAUUAGUCCGAAAGUGAAUAUAAUUUUUUUUGUUUUUAUCAAUCAUUAAUAUUAAAUUUAAUUAUUUCGCCCCCCCCCACCCCACAACUAUAGCUAUGGGUCUGGAGACUCCGCUGCCGUAAAUGUCCGUUGCCGUGUGGUUCGGGAUGUUUUUCCGAUACCGAUAAUGACGUGUGUGCAAAGGCAAACGGAAUAUCUGAUUACUAUUAUUAUAACGGGAGCAAGUACGGCGAAGCCACACGCGCGCGAGGGGAAACCUUUGAAAAGUCGAAAUCGCAAUAUUUUACCGACGGGACACGGCGCGUUUGAUAAUAAUCAUAUUAUUAUUAUUUCCGUUGACCGUACAGCGAUAUUUCCGGCCGCACGGUUUAAAAAACCGUUCGGCCGCAUCCGAAUUGGUUCUUGUACUUACAAAUUAAACAAAUUAACUGCCGAUACUCGUUGCCCACCAACUGCGUUCGGCAAUCCACCAAUAACCGUAGACCGUAUGCAGCGUAUCAAGCCGUGUUUUCGUUCGCGUAACGGCGUCGAUUUUACGGCCGACGGCGAUGCACGAGGGAAAAUUGAAAUUGCUUUACAAAUAACCCGGUAACCGAAUUCGGAUGGUUACAUACGCUGCGUAACAACGUUAGACUGCGACGCACGAGUUUUGUUUUGUUUUGUUUUUUUUUUUUUUUUUUUUUUUUUUUUUUGACUGACAAUUUUCGAUCGUUUGUGCGUCGCGUCAAACACAAGUGUACUCGUACGAAUACACCUACGCAGACGGCUGUGCGCGCCAGCUGUGUACCUAUAUAUUUAUAUAUAUAUACGUAGAAAUACGCGUAUAGUGUACAUGCCCGAAAAGUCACAAAAUGUUUGAACAAUCCGAAAUAACACGAGGGCUGUUGUGGACGAUUUUAUACAGAACAUUUCGGAUUCCUGGGUCAUCUUUGUCAUUCGAGGAAGAAAAAAAUCGACGUAUAACCGAGUUCCACUAAAAAUCGUUUUUUUCCACGGUUAUGCGUUUAUUCAGUCGCUUACCUCUAAACAGUCUAAACUAUAAAUUAUCGCUUUGCAUACUAUUAUUUUCUUCUAACUAUAUUUCCAUCUAUAUAAUUUGGAAAUAAACACAAAUAAAAAAAAAUAGCAUGUAUUUACAAUUUUUUAAAUCACUAGGCACGAAAUGUUCACCGCGUAAAUAACUGUUCUGUUUGGGUGUAAAAUUUUUACGUUUGAUUUUAUGUUACCAUUUUUUUAAUACUUCAGGUCUUUUCAGAGGAAAUCUAGAACAUCGAGAUAAAUAAUCAAUUAUUUAUAAAUAAUCAUAAUGCGCGUUUACAUAAAAUUAGGAGAUUUUGUUAAUUGAUAGAAAUGUGUAUUGCACUUACCGAUGGAAAUGAAUUCCGUUUUGUUUGUUACGUCUAUUUGUACAUCCGUACGCUGAACGCGAUACCGCGAUAUUAAUUAGUAAUUAAAAUUAUAAAUGUAUAAAAAUGAAUAAAAGGUAUAAUUGUAUAAUUGGUAUUUUAAAUUUUAAUAAACAGAAUACAGAAAUCCUAAUGCCGAUGCCUAUUCGUAUUACUAAUUACUAUGUAAACUAAUAUGGCAGUAGAUUUUCUUACCUUGCAGUGGCGGGGGCGGAAGCGUAUAAAAAUUAGACUCGUUUUUAGUAUCAGUGUACGCGCUCCAGUAUUGUUCAUCUAUCUCGAUGUGCGCGACUUACGGUGUAGUUGACACAGAACAAGUCGCGUAAAGACGUAGAUAAUAAAGACAUUUUUUAACUGUAUUUAUUUAUUAUCUUCGGGUAAAGCCAACUCUCUUGGCAAUUGGACAAUAUGAACUGGAUGACCAAAAUACGAACGCCCAAUCGAAAUUCCGAUGUCAAACGCGCGAUCACGACUGUAGCUUCAACCGUGCGGCGUGCACGUGACGUAGCGCGCCAACGGCCGUUAUGGUUUUUUUAAUUUCACUACAUUUCCGCUAAAUUGUUUGCAUUUAUGUUGUUUUGGGCCGGCGAAGCGAAAUCGCCCCGGGCCGGUAAAAAUUCAGAAUCCGCCACCAUUUUAUAAGGUCUUCCUUGUAGCAUUUUUGAUCCGGCCGGUGCGUCAGGGUGGCCAUUUUCCUUGUAGCUUUCUUGACGAACGGCGAGCACGCGCAGGCGACGUUUGCGAAUUUCCGGAUUGCCGUUGACACUGUUGUAACGGCACGACACUCGUUUUUCGCCAACAGCCGUCUAUCGUCGCGUACCCGCGGAUACGAAUAAUGAAACACCACUGUGUAUAAAAUAGAUCGUCCCCGUCAAUAACUCGCAUCCUGAAGCAGCGGUACGCCCGCCGGCAGUGACGGCCUUUUUUCCCGUUUGUCCGUUCCGGGGACGUUUCGUUGUGUCAUUGCGCGCGGAAAGCUACGAGCUCGCGCGAGGACGCUAUUUUCACACGGGGUUUGGGGAAAUUGUCCUGCCGAUACGCGAUAAACGCUCGGACAGCGCCGCGGCCAUAACACAAUAUUAUAUAGCCGUGUAGGUAACACGCGAUACACGUACGUACGCGAUCCACCUGUUGGAAACUGGUCUCCCACGGGUCUACGGCCUUACCGUCGCGUGCGCUUCCACUGCGCUCGCACCGGUCGGCCGAUACGAAAAAUACUCGUUCGAAAAACACCUCUCGUGUCCCCGGCGCGCGCGGCCAUAAUAUCGAUACUCGUAUGACCGCGGCGAGCUCUCUGUACAACACACACAUACACACACACACACACACACAUAUACAUGUUCCUCGGUCGAAUGCGAAGAGAAGAAAAAAAAAAAUAAAAAUAUAAACUCGUAUAACGACGCCGUUUUCGUCCUACCGGUGUUACGCGCGUUGAUACAAUAUAAUAUAUGUGUAGCAUUAUUACGGUUUUCGUCUGCUCGUGUACGCGAGCGCAAAAAAAGGCGAGUAACGAACCGAAAAAUAUGAUACGCAUAACGUAACUACUAUUGCCUAUACAUAUAUAUAUAUAUGUGCGCUCGCGGAUUUAUACCGGUCCAUAUACUCGGCGGGUAGUUUUUAUUUAUUUUUUUUUGUUUUGCUCUAUAGACUAUGUCGUGCGCAUACCACCUAGGGUUUAGGGAACCGGCGGGCGAGCGGGCGAGACAGAGGUAGAGAGCGAGAGAUAGACGUCAUGGAAAUAUCGCCAUUUUGAGUACACGCGGUUGUAGUCGGGCGAACGGCGGCGGUGCACCGCUGCAGAAGAACCCAGAGGAAAUAACAAUAAUAAUAAUAACCUGGACGACGACGACGAUAAAAGUUGUGCGUACGUAUAUGACGUAUAUAUAUAAAUCGUACCGGCGUACAACCGGUUUGUAUACGUACGUCUUCUUCUAUUUUUUUUUUUUCUUUAAAAUCUCGUUUGUUUUUUUUUUUUUCUCUCUCCGUCUCUCUCUUUUUCCCCGAGACGAUCCAGCUGGUCAUCUAUAGCGAGCGAACUAGCGAUCGAGCACGCGGCACACACACACACACAAAACGAUAUUAUUAUCAUACUUACAGUCCGUACCUCGUCUCGUAUAUGAUAUACGCGUGUGUUGCGCGCCGCCGCCGCCGCCGCAAAUAAGAUAGUUAAGUACUUACUCCGAAUUGGCCGUCGCCGAGCCUCCGGGUUCCGGGGCGGCUGUGUUUCCGAACACGCGGGCACCUGCCUGUUGCGCGACGUGAUGUUUACUGUUUACACAAUAAUAAUAAUGAAAAAAAAAAAAUAAUAAUAAUAAUGCGAAUACGGUCAUAUUUCACCGUCGUGUUUCGCAAUAUUGCAAGUACGCCUAUAAUAAUAUGUUAUUAUAUCUCGGUUGGUUCUCGUUGGCGGUAUACCGUCAAAAGAAUAACCGGCGACGGGAUACGCACAGCGUAUCGCGACAAUCAAUCGAUUAUCGUUGUUAUUAUCAUAGCCAUUAGGCGCGUUUUGGCGAUGCAGUUUUUCAGUAGCCCGGUCACUAGUUAAGUAAACCGAAUGUACCAGAAAUUCGGAAUGUAUAAUCGGUGAAUCUAUCCAACUGCAGCGACGGUGAUUGGUAAAAUAAAUUAGGACGUUAUGACCAGUGGUGUCUUUUACAAUUUUUUUUUUUUUUUUUUUUUGCUAUUUUAAAAUUCGGGAUUUCUUAUCGUAAGAGUAAUGUAUAGGAGUCAUAUUAUAAGGUUGUACACCGUUUAUCGUAAAACACAUCCUUUGCGGUUACGGUUAACGUUUUGAUGGGAAAUGUUCAUUGGUUAUAUUUAUAACGAGAUAUCCGUAAGUCAUAAUUGUUGUAGCGAUAUUGUUUACAGAAAUUGUUUGACAAAUUAUUAAUGCACUUUUCUACAACUAGAUUGCCGAAAUCGAUUAUAUUUUUUUAACAAAGUAAAACCUACCUGUAUAGUUUAAUCUAUAGUUAUAAACCAUUGGGUUCGUUACAUUCGCGAUUUCGUUGCACCGUCGCCAAUUUCGACGUUGUAAAUAAUUAUAUUACCAUGACCCUAACCUAACCUAAAACCCGGGGGGGGGGUCGUCGGCUAUUAUUAUUCGUUGGCAUGGAUAAGAAAAAAAAAAAUUUAAUUAAAUAAUAGAUUUCCUUUUCGACGGUGUAGUUAAAUUCAAUUUGUAUUCUUUCGUAUUACCUAUUCGAUAUAACAAAAACCUAAUGUUGUGAAUGUGUUGCACUCGUGCAGUUCAAAUGCACGUUAAUGAAUCGACAAAACGCUAUAAAUAAAUGUACAUAAAUAUAUAAUAUAUAAAAACGAAUCUGUAAGAAUAUUUCGGAGUAUAUUCCGAUAUUCGCGUCACCGUCGCUAUCAGCUAUUACGAAUAUAUUGCCCGACGAAUGAUAAUUAAAAAUAUUUUGUUUAUCGAUUAUCAAUAACAAUUAUUAUUCUAACCAGUUUAUCAAAAUUGUAUAGUUAUUAUUGUAUAGUAAAGGCCUGUAUAUUUUAUGAUCAUCAAGUCUAAACGGCAAUAAAACCCGUUGAAUUAUUCAAACGGAUUUUCUUAUCUCGGACGAAGAAUUUAUCAAGAAAUUAAUGGGUAUUUUUGUUUUUGUUUUAAUAAUAAACAAUGCACAAUGCAAUAUAAUAUAGACUCAAACGGUCCAAAUAUUUCGUGGGGCUUAAAACCCCAUAAUGUUGAACUGUAUCGAUAUUGUAUAUAUAUUUAGAAUUUACUUGAUUAGGAAUUUAUUUAGUGGGGAUUGGAUGAAUUUUUUUGGCGGGAAGGGUGCUAAUACAAGUGUCCAAUAUUUAAAGAUUAACCUUUGCGGUGUCUGCGCGAUCACUGCAGCAGUUGUCUCGUGUAAACCGUGACAUAUUAUUGUGUUAUUCGUUUUACUGUAGGAAAUUCGAUAAAAAAACAAUAUUAUGUUAAAAAGAGUAUAAUGUCGCGUAUUUCCUGCUACGGCACUUAUAAAAAAAAAAAAAUAAUAAUAAUCCAAACCAUCGCGAAUUACUUAAUUUGUUAUUAUAACGCUCAAUAUAUCUUUCCCAUUAUUCUUUGUCGUUAAAUUAUAUUUUCCUGUAAUUUAAACCGAUUUUUUUUUCAUCUACAGAUUAUAUUGUGUAACCUGAGCGUUUUUUUUUUUUACCAUCAUUUUUUUCUAAUGGUUGUCGUCAUUAACGCGUCUGUGAUCGUUCUGUUUAAGUCAGUCUAUUCCUCUAACUAUUACGAUGAUGAAUAUUAUAGCUGGAGUAUACAGAAGAAAAAAAAAUAAAAUCUGUUUGAAAAACCGACGAGCAUAAAAAAUAAUUUUAAUUUGUUUUUUCUUCGUUUGCUGUACUUGCGGAUUUCCGAUUUUAAUCACUUAUUUCAGACCGCUGCCGAAUCGAAUCUCGGAUAUUUGACAUUUUACCUACCUUAAUUUAUUAUUAUUUAUUUUCAAUAAAUCUAUUACCUAUAUUUAUUGUCUUGGAAAUAUUGAAUUACGCGUUCUAUAAAUAUUAUAAAUUAUGAUUCAAUUGAUGUCUUGUAGUCGGAAGUACACCAAUCGGACAUGUACUAGUAUUAUAUUAGAAUAUACAAUGUAUUUUAUUAUGAAACAUUUUGUUUCGGAACCGUUUGUUAGUAUAGUAAGUUUUACUUUUUUAUCGAACAAAAUGUAUAAUUAUUAGACAUUUUGUUAAUUAUACUUUGUCUGCGAAUUUUUAGGUUACAGGUACCUAUGUACAUGUUUUGUUUUACUUAAAAGUAGUAAGUUAAGUUUUUUUCUUGAAACAUCACGUAUAGUAAUUAUUUAGGGCCUAGAUAGAGGGAGAUGUGGGCGGUACAACGCUCCUCUCCUACUGAAUAUUCGUCAGUCGGCAGAUCUGAAUUUCUGACUUUAAAGUCGUCUCGAAUCUGUAUUUUAGAAAUUUCCAAACACCAAUUAUCGUUUCAAAUAUUCAAAUAAUUACACAAUACUAUGUUCGAUGAAUAACGAUAUUUAUCGAGAUUCUAGAAGGUAUUUAUUUAGAAAGUGAUAUUUUGAGAAUUUCAUGUAAAGCAGAUACCGCCCGGCCGAAAUUUCAUGCCUUUUAAGACGGGCGAGUCUUGCGUGAAAAAUCGCAAAAAAGCGUUUAAAAUUUUAAAAAAAAUAACGUAAAAAAAAUUUGUUUAAAUAAAUUGUUUGAAUAUUUGGAAAAACUUUUCAAAUAAAUAAUAACAUCGGGCGAAAAAUCUGCAUCGUUUAAGGCGUAUGAAAAAAUUCUGAGAAUAUUUUUUAAACGAAAAUGUGUUUUUAUUAUAUUAUUUAUUUUAUAUUUAUUAUAUUAUUUUAGUUAAACUUGAUAGCAUUUCACCACUAACUGAAGUAAAGAUGGCAUUUUCUGAACACUUCGGAAAACUAUAGUUGUUAUACCCUCUUUUUUACCUAGCUGAAAAAAUAUACUUAUACAACGCUGCGUCCGGUUAAUGUGUACAAUUUAUUUAUAACGGUUUUUUUUUUUUUUUUAUAUAUAUACAACGUAAUUUUGUUGAAAAUGUUUUUAUUGAAUAUUAUUAUAAUAACAUAGUUUUUUUUUCCUUUAUAUUAUUAGCGACUGCAGUUGCAGUUGUGUAGGUAUCAGAUUUAUAGUAGGUACCUAUACAGGUAUAACAAUAAAUUAUAAAUAUACAUAAGUUAAAAAUAUUUAAUAAUAUAUCGUGUUUUUUUAUAAUAUUAUCGGCUAGGUGCCUAUACUAUAACACAAUAUUAUAUAAAUAUAAAUUUGUUUUAUAAAUUAUUAGAUUUAAGCGAACUGCCCGGAGCGUAUUAUUCUAUAUUAUUAUUAUUAUUGCAGUACUUACGAAAAUGACGUGUAUAAUAAUUAUAAUCAAAGCGAUGUUACGGUUUUCGUUAUAAUUGUCGUCCAUAAAUCGUACACCAAUUGCAUUUAAAAAUUUCACCGAACAAAUACUUCAACGAAUUCAAUGCAUUUAAUUUUACUGGCAAUAAUAAGUUAUAUCGUAAACUUACUGCAUAAGGCGUGCGCAGACUUUUUUCGCAGGAGAUGCCAGUAUUUUUGAAAAUAGAUCAAUAGUUAGGUAUAGUGUAUUACAUAAAAAUAACUAUACCACAACUCUUAAUAUAUUGUAUAAAUAAUAUUGGUACCUACUUCUUCAAACCAAGUAUAGGGGGAAAUAUGAAACACUCAUCCUCCUCCCGUGAGCACGUCCCUGCAAACCAUACAAUUUGCUUUGUUAAAUUUAUUAACUAGAAAAAUAAAACCGUAUUUAUCAAAAGUUGCUAAAAUGAGUUUUAAAUUUUAAUUUAAACAAGUAGGUAAUAGCAACUAAAAACUAAUAAAAUAAAACUGGCUCUGCACCAUACGUACCAUUGCAUAUCUGGCAACUCCUGUGCGCAUGCCCCAUGAAACUUAGCAUAAUUUUUCCCGCCACCAAAUUAGUACCCGUGACGCAUCUAUUUAUAUUUUAUUUAAUUACUCGAAGGACAUUUUAUGUUGGACACCUUUUUUUUGAUUUAUUCGUUACUUAUUUGCUACAAAUGGGAAAACCUCGACUACUGAUAGUCUACUAGUUCCAACAUAUUUGCGGUCAUUAUUCUCCUCCAUAUUCUGUUUUCGAAUGUCUUCAGUUUUCUUUCAGUCUAGCUAGUUGCUCACGCUUCACAGCCGUAAGUAUAAGGGUUGGCCUUAUUAUCAUUACUUAUAGCGUUACUUUAGUUUUUCAAAUAGUAUUUUGGUUCGAAAUCGUAUUUUGUUAACUCAAUAUAUGCUUUUUCGCCCUUUUUAAACGAAUGACGAAUGCCUAUCUCCUUAAUCCAGUAAUUUUUCGAGGCUAGGUACAUUUAUUCGAAAAUGAUGAGGAUAAAUAAUAAUAGCUCGAAAGCGUAAUUUCAAUACCCAUAUUGAAAUGUGUAAUAUUUUAAUAUUAAAUACUGUUAUAUUUAAAUGUAAAAUUGAUUUGAAGCGAACAGAAGCAAGAGGAAUAGAAGGAACCAAUUGAAAAUAAACUCCGAUUUGCUAAGCGAAACCAUGUCGGGUAGGCUUUUACUUCGUGUGAGGUGCCUAUGUUAUAUGCGACCGAACCACGUUAUCGAAAACGGUUCUAAUUUUUGAAUAACUGUGUCUCCUCGCAAAUGGCAUGCCUCAAGUUGUGAGUAUUUGAAUUUAUUGAAUUUUCACACUGAUAUGUACUUAACCUAUAAACCGUAUCGUUUUAUUACUCUGCACGUGGACGUAUUUUCGUAAUUGUAAACCUAUCGUCCUAUCGUCCUUAUCGUGCGGAACAAUAAUAGUAAUAAUAAUUGUGACGUUUCGAGUACUCUACCGCCUACUACGCGGGGGCCCAUUAUUAAUAGGUCCCAUUAAAACUUAUACUGAAAGUGCUACACGCGUGUAUUGUUGUUAUUCACUCCUUUCUCCUCUUGGGUUUAAUGCGGGGUUCCACCACGUGACCCUAUACCGUGGUACGUCGUCGUGGUCGUCGUCAAUACCAAUUGACCUAGUUCCCCCCGGUGAUAAUUGGCAAUGGGAGGGAGGGGAAUUCCCGGGAAAUCGGAAUCCCGCAGUAAUACCAACUCGAAAACAUACAAAUCCCAUCCCGCUCGCACCUCGGUACGAAAACCUAACCAUCACUCGAUAGUCCAAAUUCGCGAUGCCGCUCUAAGGAACAAGUUAUAGCGUCCUAAGUGCAGCAAACCCAAAACCUAUGUGUUAUAGUCGACGAAAUGUCCACGAGUAUAGUGAGGUGGAAAUGGAAAGGCCACGUCGGUCGGCAGGUGCAGGCAGGUACCCGAUUAUGCAUCGUUUAUCCUCGAAGUCGUCGAUUCGUUGACAUUUUAACAAUCGGCGCUUGUCGUUUUUGUAGAGGUUAUAUCGUAUCACCGUUAUCACGAUCCGGGAAGGACAAUGGCAUAGGUAUACGUUGCGUGGCGUGUUUACAGCGGAAGCCGCGACGCGGUCCCUUCACCUUUUCUGUCUCUUCCGUCGCCGCUGCCGCUGCCGCCGCUGCCGUCUGCGGUGCCCAUCUGCCCGGGUUGAUUUAUAAUAAUACGUAAUAUAUAAUAAUAUCAUGAUGUCCGGACCGGGCAGAACCCGCCAGGCUAUGUAACCGGAACACAUUAUUAGAAUCACGCCCCCUCUGGGCUGCCAACGCGAUCGCCGAUCUGGUAUGCUAUUAUAUAAUAUACAGGGUGCAUCACUGUGUGCGCACAUCUCCCGGUGAAUAUAACAAUUUUCCCUUAUCUUUGGUCCCUGAGAAGUAGGGCUUAGGUCAAUGUUUGGCGAUAAUUUUUCGUACAGUUUUGUCGUAUGCAAUUUUUCCCCCCUUAAUUUUUUGGUUUCAACGGCUUUUGUGUUUAUAUACUAUAAUACAACAGUCAUGUUAUGCUGAAAAUUAGAAAAUUUUAAGUCACUGUGAUGCGCUUUUUGGUUGGCAAAAAAAAAAAAAACAUAGGCCACAUUCAUUAUGCAGCAGUUUAGGUAAAAUUAAGAUCAGUCCGGGAGCAAUUUAACCUUUACGGCUCAUAUGACGGCCGUUGUGUGUCAUCGCUGUCAUCCAUUUUGUCGAGAAAAUAAAGAUUGCCCAUCGGAAAUAUCCCGCUGUUCCUGUAGAACUAUAUUUAAAUUUAACAAUGAUGUCAUGUUUAAAUAUUGCACACACAAUUUCAAAAUUAAUAAACAAAACAUGAUGAAUGCCUGUAAGAUAAAUUUGAAUAAUUUAACUUUUAAAUUCAUCAGAAUUAAUAAAUUGUCUGUAAAAAGAUAAGCAUUAAAAAAAUGAAUAUGUGGUAAAUUUUUACAUUUAAGAUAUAAUAAAAGUUAUAUUUAUCAAGACGUAAACACUGCAGUAAGACACCCUGUACAUAUAUAAACGUAUAUUAUUAUAAUGUCCGUCUCACUCUCUCUAUGUCUUUUUUUUCUUUCUUGUUUAUGUAUACAAUGACCUUGUACGGUCAGAUUAACUUAAUAUACUAUGUGUUCAUUAUAGAGAAAUAAUCCUUUCCCGAUUUGUACGGAUCGUUUUUCAUUUCGGACCGGGUUUUUUUCGCAACACCGAUCGCAAAACACCGAGUAUUAUUUUAUGCUCUUUUUGUUUGCCAAUUCUAUACAACAGUAUAUUUCCUCUUCGGUUUAUAGAAUAUAUUUAAUUGCUCGUCGUCGUAUUUACCAGUUCGUUAGCACGGAGAAAACAUAAAUUUGAAUAAAAAUAUAUACGGUGUAUACACUUAUUCUUGUAAGUUUCGGUACGUUUUGUAGUUUACGCGAAAUUUGUAUUGGAGUAUAUAAGUGUACAAUAAGAGUAUAUUCAAAACGAUAAUGUAAACAUUUCAAUAAUUAUACAAGAAUUGUAUUUGUUUGUAAAUGGAUUUUUCUUUUGAAACUGUUCGAUAUCACGAAAACUUGUCUCGAUAAUUUAAUUUAAUUAUAUUAACGUAAUUUAAUAACCGUCAAUAACAAGUGAAUGGCGAGGGACCGAAAAAUUCACCGACCAAUGAGUGCGCCGUUUUUCACGUAGCGCUCUUGGCGUUUGCUCUUGUAUUAAUCUAUAGAGGAACCGAUUUUUUUUUUUUUCUACACCGAUUCGAGGGGCUCUGUCACUAUAUGCUUAUCUAUUCGAUAUUACUCGUUAUUUAUUUCAAUUUGCGGUUGUAAACAUUUCUUACGUAACAAUAUGAUAAUAAUAAUCGAUUUGCACUGGUAAAUGUGUCAGCAGUAAUCAUAUUGCAAUUUCUAUACUUGGCCCGAUAUUCGCAGCCGAACAUUUCGAACGACGAUAAUAAAAUAUACCGACAGACUUUCUAGGUACCCAUACAAUACCUAUGUAAUGUAUUUUAAUUUUUAUCGCACGAUAUGAUUUAGUAUCGUUAUUUUGUGUGUAUUAUGUUUAGUAGACGGAAUAAUCUCCGGCGGUGGUCGGUUUUAUAGAACUGCAGCGUAAAAAUCACCGCAAGUUUAUAGACCGUGUAAAAUCUCACACACAGUAAUAUGGUUAUCGGGAAUAAAAUAUAUAUAUUAUUUAUGAUAAUGUAUGUGUAUGCGAUUGCUUCGAUACUCGUUAUCAACUCGAAAAAGGUUUAUUUCAAUUUCAUCGCAUCGCCAGACAAACUAUUUUGUAACUAUAUAUUAUAUUAUAAUAUUAAACAAAGUACCUUUAUACCUACGUUUUUCAUUUUUUUUUUUUUUUUUGAUUACCUGCAAUAACCGAACGUACCUAAUAUAAUCGGGCCACGUCGCAGCAAAUUACGCGUAGGUUUAGUCUAAACGUUUUCGUAUCAACGUUAGAAAAUAAUAAUAAUAUCGUUAUCGUGUAGUCGAGUAUUCGUGCGUGGAACCGUUUUUUUUUCUCUCUGUCCAUACGGUUCAUUCGUGCAUCGGUGUCGGGUCGCAAAUCGCGAAAAAAACGUCCGUUCGUUAAAGUCUCUCUCGGCAACGGUAAUAUUGUUAUUAUUAUUAUUAUUAUUAUUAUUAUUAUUACCAGCUAUUAUGCUCGUAAUAUUAGACAUUAUUACUAUUAUAAUUAUUACGACGAUGAUCAACACGUACACACUCGUAUUAUCCGACGUACCUGCGUACGUAUGAUACGUAUCACAAUCCGUAAUAUUAUUACGAGUUCGGUACUACGCGCACAGUCUCUGCCGGUCUCGCGUGUGCACACGUGAUUUCUUAACGCGCGCGUGUGUGCCGCAUAAUACAGUGAUAAUACAAUAAUAUUAUGCGAGUAAUAUGCGACUAAUAAUAGUGUUUUAUUAAAAUGCACUAGGAACAAUAGAAAGUCGUACGUUACACGGCCAAGUGUACAUUAUAAAUAUACUGCAUGGGAGUGCUUACAACAACGUUACACGGUAUAUUAUACCUGCGGAAUAUAUUUGAAGUUGCGAUACCAUUUCACCUACACUAUAGGUGGUGUGCCGUAGCAGCGAAACCGCAGUGGGCGUUACUGCGGCGCAGUGACAACAAUAAUCGUUAUUAUAUUAAAUAACAACUUUUGGUUUCAAAAACCCGCAGCGGUAUCAACGGCGUAAAAUUAUAACGAUUCGCAGCUACGGUGUCGACCGGUUUAAUCGUUCAAAUCGUAUCGGACGUCGACGCAGUUAUACGCACACGAUAUCAAUAAUAAUAAUAAUAAUAAUGAUUUUUGUUUGCCAGCGUUUACCCCGCAGAUUGACCGCCGGUAUACGGAAUUACGUGUUCCAUACGCUGUCGGUUACAGUAUUGUUACGCAGUACAGACACAGUCGGCUGUCGAUAAUGGCCGGCUGCGGGAGCAGCUUGGCGAGUAUUGGCGAGGAUUUCAUCACGGGGGUGGGUUUGUUUGGAUAGUAUCUCCGGGGUAUUAUAUACGCAUUGGCAAAUAUUCCGCGUAAUAGUCGAUUCGAGGGGGGGGGCUUGGCCCCUCCAAACACUGCCGUUCCUCGAAAACUGUCGCGGUUAAUACCUUAUAUACGUAUAUUAUUAUUACUGAACAGAUAAAAGCUAUUUUUUCCAAACAAAUAUAACACACAGCAAAACUAUAAUAAAACAUAAUCGUUUUAUGUGUUAUUUAGCGAUAACAUUUUACUAUCCGUAACAAAAUAUUUGUAUUGCACAUAUAGACACCUUCCAAAAACCCUACGUUCUAACUCAUCGCGAUGACCUCAUCCGAUGAAAUUUGAACGUUUCGGUAACGCAACAGUACAGAAGCCAUCUAAUAACAAAAUGUAUGAAUCUUGAAUAUUUUUUUUUAAAAAAUAUUUCGAAUUCAUCACCCGUGCGAAAUACGCCACUGUAUCGGAGAACGAAAGCCAUAUGAAAAAUGUAUUGAAUAAACGGGAUACGAUGUACAAUGAACGGUCGAUCGCAGUGAUUUCGAAUUUCCAGAGUUAUUGUUAAGCGGAAGAAAACUAUAAAUUUAUUUACACGCAACGUUCAAAGAGUAUGUCCGAGAGUGUCCGAGCAUUUAUACAGCGAAUUAUCGAGGUCGGUGCGGUUUUUUCACGAUUUAUAAGUCAGUAAGUGAUGCGGGUGCACCUACCGGUAAUAAUUUUAAUGUAUCACCGGACUUAUACGGCCCGUCAAUGUGUAUUCCGCAAUGUCUCGGAAUUUUCGGUUAAUCCGACAUUUCGGCGCACAAAAUUGCGUUCAUUUUAUCUCUACCGCUGCGUUCAUUUACCGUGUGAUUAAACGCAUUAUACACUCAAAGUACCUGUCUAGUAAUAUCAAAAGUACAAAUUGUUAUUUAAUGACAUCACGCGGCGCGUUUACUGUAAAAAGCGUAUGAUAUAAUGACUGUUGUUGUGCACUGCAUAAGUACAGUUUUUAGAGAGAUUUACAAUAUAUUAUUACAGCGCACAUUAAAAGCCGCGGUAGUGUUUCACGCGAGAUGAUUACAGAAAUGCAACGUUCCGAAAAGGAAAACAAAAAAAAAUCGUCAUUUAUACAUUGGAAACUGUGUGUCCUAUUGUUGUGCCGCGAUGCAAAUCACACCCUUUAUAUUAUCGCACGGGACGCACUAUAAUUGACAAUUUGGCCGACUCCGGGGGGAAGGGGGAAUACGAUGUAAUAUCGGGUACCGGGGGGGGGGGGCAGGGUUUAGGCGGUGAGAACGGCCGAGAUUGUUUGCGAACCGAUGCGUAAUGACGGGAAGACAACAACAUACUGGAGUCCUGUCCACGAGGUGACAGCCGAAUUCAAUCAAAAGGAGAAGAAAUGAAAACCGUACGGAUAAAAAGUGUCCGUCAAUUUUUAUCCUCGAACGUCCCGCAAGCUUUUGGCGGUCUUUCGAUUUUCCCCGAAAUCCUGGCCGAGCGCGAAACCAGCCGGCACAACGUGACGCGCCGCAGGAUACCGGUUUCGCGCGCCCGCUAUACUCGGAGCGUAUAAUAUUCUGCCGGGCGGCGGCGAUCGUUUCGUUUCUGCGCGGCCGCAAAUACCACUGCGUAUCCGCGACCGCGAUCGCCGUUCGUUGCGCGUACGAACGGACCGUAACGUUAUUACGCGUGUUGCGAACGGGCGCGAGCGAACGAUCGCGGACGCCGAUUGUCCCGCCGGCCGCCGUUUCUGAUUCCGGGACGGGUUCCGAUGGCCGGCAAUUAACGGAGGACACGCGUAACGCGCGUUUACGUCGAAACGCCCGCGCAAGGCGUUCGUAUGCGCGCACACGUCGCGGCGGUCGUGGCGGAUACCGUCCGUCGCGCCGGCAUAGCGUUCCGCGUAGGCGUAAACUCCGGUGUUACGUUCCGGAACCCGAGUGAAGCGAGAAACGCGUUACCCGUUAUCAUAUCAUUUCGCUUUUACCGCGGCCGGAUAUUAACCGGAGCGGGGCGGAGGAGUCGCGCUCCGGAAAACGUCCGUCUGCGGAACAGUUCCGGGUUAACUCUCCGCAUACCGCACGCGUAAACGCGAAGUUACGCCGACGCGUGUAUUUCCCUCCCCCCCUCCCCCCGCUUCUCCGGUAUUUCGUGCGCUUGAGCGGCUGACGACCGCGCGCGGCCCGGCGGAACCGGCGGCGUGCGCGGGGGCGGGGGGCGGGACCGUUAAACAUUCCGCGAGACGUCUGCUUGAAAAAAACUACGAAACAACGGCCACGAUCGUUCGUUUAGCGAUUUCGUCUUGAUAUUUUUGCCGAAUUCCGGAUCCGGGUUUUAAGUUCGCGCUGUCGGGCCGGGUCGCUUGUAACGGAAGAAAAAACACCGCGGUCUGUUCACGAAUCGCGAUCGUCAUUUACCGCGUACACACCCGGGUAGGAAUUCCCGGGCACGCCGCCGCAAGCGGAGCGAAUUCCUUCGCCGCCCAUAGCUUUACAACGUACGCGGGCACGCAGUAGGUACUUUGGCCAACCGCGCAUCUCCGGUCCCGCGGAACGGAAGGGUCCGGGUCGAUUUUGUGGAGUUUCGAUAUUGAAAAAUGGGAUCGUAUUGUCAGUAGUCAUAUAUUGUAUACACACAUAUGCACACAUAAAAACGCCGUCCGUUCGCGUUGGGACGUUCUCUGAAACCAAAGAUGGCGUGUGUAGAGUGUCCCCCGCAAACGGUCUUCUAUCUCGCCGCAAUGUUUCGGGUCUCGGAUUUCGGAAAUCCGGAUCGCGUUGCGACAUCGGCCCGCGACUCCGUUUUACCCGUCGCCGCAACAAUGUGUUCGCUCGGUAUUACGUCGAGUACGCACCGCCGAAGCCGUGCUUCUUACCGCGCGGCCAUUACCCCGCCGGGCGAUGUUUCCCGAUGUCCGCCGGCGGACGUCGCCGAUAACUACAACAACAACAACAACAACAACAGUGCACCGUGCGACGCGAUAACGACAGCGGUAAUGCGAGCGCGCGGGUCGUUUCACGGUCGGUCGGUCGCGACGGUUUUCGGAGUGGGGGCAACGGAAAACGGGAGGAAAAAAGGGGCGCAUCCCGGUUCGAACGGACGCGAGCAACGCGGUUGCGACAAAACGCGCGCGUACGUACGUAUACGAUCCAGAUCCGCCGCGGUCUAGGUUCACGGACCUUUGGCCCGUUGAUAAUCACCGUCGCGAAUCGUGGUCGGUUCCCCCGACCUCAUUAACCGCGCACAGAAUCCUCCCCGCGUGACCCCCCCCCCCCCCCCCCCCCCCCNCCCCCCCUCGCCCCUACCCCGGUGCCCCGCACGUACGUCGGUGGACCGUGACCGCCGCCCGUCCGCCGGCGAGUCGUGUCGCGCGACUCGGCGGCGAUACCGCACGUUACCGCGCCGACCAUACCGCGCUAACCACUACAACGCCAUAAUGCCGUCACCGCGUUCCGUGUCACAUCCCGUCGUCGCCGCCGCCACCGCCGCCGCCGCCGCCCACCACACAACAUCGUUAUACUCGUAUUAUUAUUAUACCAUCGCUGUCCCGGUUUCUCACGACAUCCCCUCCGGGACCCGGAACCGUAUUGUUUCCGCGCGAUUUUCCCGGCGGACCCGCCGUAGUCGAUUACGUAUUCCGGCGCGGGUACACCUUUAAUCCCGUGUAGUUUUCCGCGGUUCCGAUUCGACUGUUACGUUCGGUUUUCGCCGUUACACCCGCAGUACAGUGUUUUUUAUUGGGCGUUUUCGUUUUUGUUUUUCAGUUGGACGACGCCGCCCUGCAGCUGUACAAGGACGGCGAUUUCGGAUCUUACUUGGACAUGGAGGCGUCCAUAUCGGAACAGCCCGAGGAGUUCGAAGGGUUCCAGAACGAGUGAGUGAACCUAUUACCGCGAACCGGGAUAAUAAUAAAUUAAGAACGAUUGUGUUACGCACGUAUAUUGCCUGUGAACCGACCCGAGUCGCCUGUAUUUUCGAUCGGCCGGAUAGGCCGAUACGGAAAUCCGAUGUUGACGAACGGAGAAUUUCAGUUUGUCGAGGUAGCGAAAAAUCUCGAAGAAGCUAUCGGAUUCGUACGUAAUCCUCUCCGUGCUUACUCUUUUCUUCUCGUCCUCCAAUCAUCUCCAUCUUGAUGUAAUUAUAAUAAUAUCAUAACUGCUACCGUGAUUAUUUUUCCUGGGAUUUUUAUUUUGUUUUUUUGAAUUCUUCAUACUAUACCUGAUGACAAUAGUUCUGAUCAAAACGAUUUUGAUUUUUAAAUAUUUUAAACCGUGCCCAGCUCUGAGCCCUGGGCGCACAGCUGAUUUGCCGUGUAUAAGUGUAUAAAAUAUAAAAUUGACGAUUUUUCAGUACACGUUAUUUUUUUUGAAAACGUCUUGUUUAAGAAUUUGAUUUUGAAAAUAGAUCUAUUCGAGAUUUCGUCCUGAAGCUCUGUUUCACGAUAUUUUCCUCGUUUAUUCCACGUGUUCUUCACACAAUUCCCCAGACAGUAGACACUUUCUUUAGCAUACCUCUUCAUGUAAAUACAGUUACCGACUCGGCUAUAGAACCAUUGUAUUCCCGACAUGAACAGUUAAAAAACAUUUUUAAGCUACAUUCGCGAUUUUGUAUUUUCCUGUGUCCAGCGAAGAGCAACGCAAGUAGACGAAAUAACACAAACAAAACCGUAACACUGCGGACGGUAAAUCUGUUGGUUUCAAGGUGCCGAAUGAUUAACAAAGUGCAUAGCGCAUAGUGCUGGUCUGUCAAGUAUGCAUACAGUUAUAUAUAUAUAUACAUAUAAAUAGGGUGACCAACAUAACGCAACACACGUUGUCUCGAAAAAGUAUUGAAUUUCCUUGGGGAAUUUGUGUUUUAGAACAUUCAAAGAAACACGGAGCGCUAAAAUGUUACGUCGCCGUUAUUUUAGAGAAUGAAAUCAAUACUUACUGCUGAACGGUUACCUUUAUUGAAAACACCAUUAAUGGACGGAGUCUUACAUUGGUUCAAAUCGAUUUCAGUAUUGAACUUUGUGAUUUCCGUCGACCCGUUGACGAGAUAAUCGAUUUUUAAGUUCCGGCGAGGGAGAUUUUAUAGCGGUGCUUUUUUCGUGUACGGUUUCACCCCGUAAAAUAACGGCGACGAAAAAUUACCGGAAUGUCACGUUUCAGUUAUCAACUAACGUUCUUAAAAAGAAUUCCGAAAAAAUCGAAUACUUUCCGGGAUAACGAGUGUCCAUUCGCCCUUGUAGACACCGAUAUGUGCGUUUCGCCCUCCGUUCUUGUUCGAAAAAUCAAUCAUAUAUCGAUCGCAAUCGUAAAUAACUGCAGGAACGAGCGGAUGUUUUCUUCUCGCGCAAUACCGUAACGGUCGCAAUCGGCGGUUGGACGUACGGCGGUUAUCCGUAGCGAUUCGUUUGCCGUUAUUGCGUAGCGUAACUUUUGGGAGCCUACGGUUUUGUUUUGGUGAGCGGUCUGUAGCGCGAUAACGCUACACUGUCCGCGGGAAAACGGCGUGAAAUUCGCUACUUUUUACCAAUAUAAAAUUGCGGAUUCAAUACGAAACGUUUUAACAAUCCGUUGUUAUAUUCGUUUUAUUAUUAUUAUUAUUAUUUUUUUUUUUUUUUGUCCAUACGGUAAAGUGAAACAUGCGACCGUAUAGUUUCUUUUUCUCGUAUCGGAGAAACGUCGUCGCGCGUAUAAUAAAUAUUGCCGUUUGGGUUAUGUUUUACGAAUUAGUAUUUAGGACGGUAAAUUUUAUGAGAUGGACGAAAAAAAAUUCCCUUUUAUAAGUCGAAAAAAUGCGCGCAAUACUUAUUGUAGUGGAAGCGCACUACAAUGAAAGCGGCGGUUUACAACCGACAAUCGUAAUAGCGUAAUAAUACACCUAGUGGUUAUGGGUCACAGACAAAUGCUAAUGUAGCAGAGUAAAAAUUAACAGCGAAUCGAUCAGACCUUGUUGACUAAUCCGGCACGUCAGACGCGGGCAAAUAAAUCACUAUGCCCUGUGUGAUAUGUUCCUGCCGGAUUCUCUGAAAAACGCGUGUGUCACGCCGCAGCGUUUCGCUUUUGCGACGUUAAACGUUUCAGCGUCGAAACGGCGACAACACAAUGUGUAACGUGCAAUAAUAUCUUUGAAGUAUACGAGCCCGGAGCACUUCGACAGUCCCGGGGUUAAAUUCGAAAUUUAGGGUUUAAAAAAGACAAAUGCAUUUUGAAAAUUGAUUUUUUUUUUUUUUAAAACGAUAUUUCAACAAUUCGAUAUUAACGAAUAUCGGGUGCGUACAUAAUCCGUCGUAGAAAAAAAAAUACGAAAGUAAAUACAUUUGAAUUUGAACGUUGUGUGUACGACUUGAAAAUAAAAUUUAAAAAAAAUAAACUUUGAACGCUCGGAGUAACGACAAAGCGUCUAAUAUUUCAUAGCUCUUGAUUCGUAUCCGGACACGAGCGGCUGCCGAAAACGCACGUUCUGGAUCGACGCCGGCGAGCGGGAACCGGGCGACGGGCGUUUGGAAUUCGAAUGCUAACGCUAACUCGGAGUGACGCCCACGAGAUUGUUCGACGGUUCGACGGUAAACGCGAACGGGUAAAACUCUAAAGUCAAUGACGCGCACGGGAUGUUAACACUUUACGGUGUAUAUUUACGCGUUUAUAUUAUUCUGUUUAAAAUUAUUAUUGCAUUCGAUUCCGAGCUAUGGAUUCGGGCGUGGCGCGUGCGAUUGCAAUUGUCUGUCCGCGAACGACAAUUCUUCUGCCGGUAAAGCCGUUUCAAUCGGAAUACGACUAAAGACACUUUUUUCGGUUAGACUUGUUGAUCCGGCUGGUGCGGUGCUGGUGAGGUCGUUUUUUUUAAAAAAAAAAAAAAAAAAACCGUACACAUAUUAACGGCGUUAACGAUUUCAUUAUUUAAAAUUCGUUCGACUCGUGUUUGCUACCAGAAAUCUUUUUCGAAAUUUCAAGAGUUUCUCAAGACUAUAGUUUUUUUCUACGUGCCGCUAAAUUUGUGACAAUACCAAAGAAUACGGGUUCAGUCGCCAGUCGCCAGUUGACCGGGAACGGUAUCCGUGGAUCGUAUUCUCGGCAUAUCGAUUAGUACGAGGACUCUGUGGGAAACGUUAUGGGAUUUUCAUUUGUUGAACCAAUACUGUUGAUGAGUGUGCCACUGUUAAAGUGGGAAGUUGAAAAGGUAGGACAAUAAAGUCUUUUAAUUUAUAACUGUAUGCAACGAUAAAACUAUUGCUAACGAAAUACGGUCCUGAGCGAAAUUCAGUUACACGUGUUUCGAACUGUCGUAAUUUAAAAACAAUCCGCUCAAAAUCCCAACUAGGUACAAUUUGUCUUCGGAAAAAAUGCUAUACAUUUGAGAGUCUAAGCAAUAUUCCUGGUAGAAAAGUUGUUAGCGUUGUUGCGUUGAGAAUCUAAAACAACACGUUUUGGAAUUAAAUAACAAAUUUCGAAAAUUCCGCCAUGGUGGAAUACACCAUUGUGUACCUAUAUAAUGUUAUAUAUACUCGUCGAACAAAACGUCAACCGAACAUAAUUAAUUUGAAUGGGCACUGUACAUAUAUACAAUACUUAAUCGAUUAUUCCAUAAAACAAUAACUGCUGUUUUUUCGUUUUUUUUAUUUUCUUUUUUUUUAAUAGCACUUACUAUCGUACUACUUAACAGCUAUUUGUUUAACGAACUGUGCGCAACGGUUUUACUGUUAAAUUCUCUCCAGUCACCGUGUCACCGUGCCAUAUCGAAUAUGGCGUAUAAAGUAAACAGGAAAAGCAAAAAAAAAAAAUCUGUCACAGCUUAAACGGGAGAAUAUUCUAAUCACGACAAAAAAAAAAAAAAAUAAUAAUAAUAAUAAUAAACGCCGUUAUAGUGUACGUAUAUAAUACAGAGGGACCAGAUAGAGAUCGACACUCGCGGUUGGACGGAAAAAAAAAAAACCAAAAUAAUAAUAUAAACGAGAACUGUUAUAAUAUUAUUGUUGUGCGUAAGCUCUGCGCGGGUCGUAUAGUUACCCUAGAAAAAAAAAAAAAUCUCGAAGGACUGUACAGGUAUAUAGGUAUAUAAUAUACGUAUUCGUUUAGAUCUAAAAGUCGGAUCGGAAUUUUAUUUCAGUCACGAUUUCGGGCCGUUCAAAAAAAAAAAAAAAAAAAAAAAAAAGAUAAAAAACGUUCCUAAUUUUUCGUAUCCCACGGUAAUAAUAACAAUAAUUGUUCGCCUUCUUCUUAUUAUUAUUAUUAUUAUGGCGGUUGGCCUCUUUCACCUUGUGCCGCAUUUUUUUUUUUUUUUUUCGUCAAUCGCGAUUCCACAUCACAUCUCCGUCAAUGUACAUAAAAUCUCGCGAAGAACCUUCCCUUUAUCACGACGGCCGAGCAGGUACAAUCAACUAUAUUGUACUUUCGUGUACACGGUUAAACGGGAGAAUCGCAACGUACAAAAAAUUAAUCAACUUCUACAAAACGCCGUAAUAAGUAUUUGGUUUAUUAUUAUUAUUAUUAUUAUUAUUUUUUUUUUUUUUAUCGGUCCAAUAGACACAAACACGGUCCCCGAUAACGAAAAUCUUAUCAUUGUAAAUACUGCGCAAUACGGACGGUUCAAAACGCGCGGUUCGUAUGUACCGUUUAAAAAACACGGGUAAAAAAACCGAUACCUAAGUACCUAUAGUUCUGCACGAUACUGUUAAACUGCUACGAGUCUCGAACGGCUCACGUCGCGGCACGUAUUUUAGAUUCUGAGCGGAGCGGUUUGACAAAGAUGUUUGUUCAUUUAUUUUUUUUUUUCCGUGGACAAUUUUUCUACCAGAAAUCUUGAUUCGAUUUACAAGUGUAGCACAUUUUUCGAAAGAAAAUCGGAUUGGCGCGGUACUUUAAGGAGGUCGUUUUUUUGAUUUUUCCAGAUGUCUUUCCAAUAAAUGGGGGGAAAAAAAAGGAAAAAACAUAGGAAAGCAUCAAUAUCAACUGAACUCCGCUCAGAAUCGUCUUUUCGUUAGCAAUGGUUUAUCGUUGCUUACAGAUACUUACCUCACAUACAACAGUGGCCCAUUCACGUGCGAAGUUGCCGGCUUUUUACAUAUUAUUUUGCAGCAAAAACGUCCGACAUUCAAUGUAAAUUAUUCGUAUACGAAUUAUAAUACGCGUCAGACGUAAAAUAAUACGUGAAAAUGUUUAAACGCUUAAUGCAACGCAAGUGGUUUUACAUUAUUUAAGAAUAUGACAUAGUUCGCGGUUUGUUUUGAUAAUAAUAAUAGUUAUUAUCGUGUUUUCGUCAUAAUUCCCAUACCAAUACGAAAAAUCGCAUCAGUCGUAUAGAGUUGUUGCGCAGAGACGAUUUUUCAUACCAAGUAAAAAUGUUGUUGAAUAUCUUGUCCUUGUUUAAAAUCUUUUCGGGGUGUUUUUUUAAAUGGUUUUUAUUUUUUAGAAUUUCCUUAAUUGUCCUCAGUCAAUUAUCCAUUGACCGAAACUCAAAAGUUUGUAAGACUUUCGACGCUGUUUCGAUUUUUUUAUUUUCUUCUAACGUUUUUAUCAAAAAAAAAAAAAAAAGUAAAGCCACAACACCCGAUCUCUAAUGUAUUAUUUUAAUCAUAUUUGCUUUGGUUUUUUUUUUCGUUUCAGUAAAAGAAACUCGAUUGUUUUGCGUACACAGUUGUCGGUCAAAGUACAUACUAUAAUCGGUAAGUAUAUAAUAUUAUUCACUGUAUUCCAUAAAAAAAUUGUAAAUGGGAGGGGGGGGGAAACUAAAUGUGUAUUAUGCAGGUAUCUCGGUACCCAUUAUACUACGAUGUCGAAUGGGGUUUUUUUUUUACCUCAUUGUUUGAAAUUGUAGUUUAGAGUGCGCGUAAAUUGUUUUUGGCUCUACGCGUACGUUCCGAAAAAGAAAAAAAAAAACCCCAUUUAUUUGUGAAUAGAAUAUGAGGUACUAAACGUUACGGCGACGACGUUAUAGAGCAUAAUUUGUUACGAUAAUAAUGGCCGAACGCCGCGUGAUAAUUGCUCGUGCCGCCGCUGCCGCCGCUGCUGCUGCAGUAUCCCCCGCGAUAGUCCACGAAAAAUCGUGACCUUUUGUGUAUUAUAUUUUUUUUUUUAAUAUUAUAUUUAUUAUUUUAUUUCGCAGACAAACUGAUGAACUCCGAAGGCAAAGAGCUCCGGAGGUGUUUGUUCGCGCUCAAGCACAUAUUUCAGGUACCUAUAUAGAGAGACUAUAAUGUAUACGUAGUUGCACCGGGGAGCGCGCACACUGCUCGUGCAUCUACUCGUACAUAACAAUCGUAUUUUCUUUUGUGCGCGUGUUCGCCAGGGGCACGGGUUUCAAGGUUUAAAAAAAAAACCUAAAGAAUCUGUGCGCCUAAUAGUGAUUAGCAAUGUAAACAGCCCGGGCCAUUGUUCGGGCACCCUGCAGUAUACAAGCCGCUGCAGAUGAAAAUUUAAUAAUGUUAUUGUAAAACGCGCAUAUUAUUGUGUAGGAGGAUAAAGAUUUAGUUCACGAGUUCAUUCAAAACGACGGGUUACGGUGUCUCAUCAAAUUGGGAUCGGACGUCGAUCAGAAUUAUCAAAACUACAUAUUAAGAGGUAUAAACUAUAAUAUCAGUGUUUAGGGUUAGGGACUUUUUAUAUAACAGUUGUUUUCUACCCCUUUAUUCACUUUAUUACGUUUAAUUUAGUUAACAAACGAAACAUCAAGUUCGACGAAUAACUCACGAAUUAAUCUUCUUAAAAGUUUUUACGUAAACACCAUAAAAAGUUAAAUAAUUUAUGUGUCAAGUUUUUAGUGUAAAACUAUUUCUUAAGUUUGAUUUAUUAUUAACUGUAUGCAUUUACCGUUGUACGGUUCGAAAUUGUGUUAGCUUCCUAUAUUAUUUUACAAAAAAUUGUUUUUCGAUAAACGAUUUUCCGGUUAGGCUCCGAAACGGUCAUACUGUAUAAUUACCGUAAUUAAAGGUGCGGAUUUCCUCCCGGUGACGGUAUUAAAAUGCCAAUUUCUAUGAUACAUACGCAUUUUGUGAUUUUCUGUUUCUGAGUCCCGCCCAGAAACGUCUCAUUAUUCUGAUAUUAUUUGCAGUAAUUUAUCGUCGGUGUAUUAUUAAAAUGUCCACGUUUACUAAACUGUACCCCGACCUCGAAAUGGCGAAAAUCAGCCUGCUCUAACAAAAAAAAAAAAAAAAAAUUAUAUCACUACACUCACGAAAUUUUCNCCGACCUCGAAAUGGCGAAAAUCAGCCUGCUCUAAAAAAAAAAAAAAAAAAAAAUUAUAUCACUACACUCACGAAAUUUUCACGUUAUAGCUCUGGGUCAAGUGAUGUUGUACGUGGACGGUAUGAACGGCGUGAUCGAAGACAACCCCACCAUCCAGUGGCUGUACUCGUUGUUGACGUCCAGGUUUCGGUUGGUCGUCAAAACCGCGUUAAAACUGUUGCUGGUUUUCAUCGAGUACGUUGAAUCCAACUGUUUGAUUUUCAUACAAGCCGUACACGCGGUGCACCUGUCUAAUGGUACUUUACAAUAUCUUUAUCUCAAUAUAUUACAAUAUGCGCGUUUCCAUCGAAAACAUUGUGCGACGUCGCGUCGUUGUCGCUUCACAAUUAUUGCUCUAACCGUCCAUUUUCGUUCGCGUUAUCGGCGAUAUAGGCACUCCGCUUUGGAGUAACUUGAUGAAAUUGCUCACCGAACCCGACAUGGUCGACACGGAACUGUUGGUGUACGCGAUGACCCUGAUCAACAAGACGCUGAACGGUGUGCCGGAUCAAGACACGUAUUACGACCAAGUGGACGCCAUCGAGGAACAGGGAAUAGAACAAGUCAUACAAAAGUACGAGGGGGGGGGAAGAAAAACGGUUAACGACACGGAUUUUCGUAAUCAGUGACGGAUCCAGGAAGGCCUCUAGAGACCUAACCUCCCAGACACAUUAUCUCUACGAUUUUUUUUUUUUAUAAUUCUAUAGAUCCUGAUAUUAUUAUACUCCAAUCACUAAUAUGCGUGAUAAAGUAAUAUAAUAUAUUAACUUUAUUUUAAUUGUAUUUGAUGUAAAAAAAUUGUCGUCCCCCCAGAUCUUUGUUCUGGAUUCGUGUCUGGUCGUAACAUAAAUCGUAUAAUAUUUUUUAUCGUAAAACUAUAAACGUUAAAUUUAUUUAGGUAUAUGUCUAAACCGGGAACAGAACUAGAUCUUCUCAGGCAACUUCAGAUUUACGAAGUUGUUCUGCAACAUGAAGACGGAGAUAAUAAAUCUACUCCGAUCAGAGUAGACCAUUCGAUCAGGUUGGUUACUGAUGGGAUUUGUUGAAUAUGUAAUAUUAUAUUUGGUAUGCAUGAUUUUUAUUUGUUUUGGUAGAAAAACAUUGAGAAAUAGAAAAUCGUUGAAUUCCUCGUUGGAUUCUACAGACAGAAGAAAAUCCAGGAGACAUUCGGCCGGUAACCCUUGUGUUCAAAACAAUAUGCCUUUACUCAUGGAAAGACUCGAUAUAAAUCCACCGUUACCGAAACCAAACAAAUUACCUCAUCCAGGUACGCAGGGUUUUAUUAAUGUGUAUUGUUGUUUUCUAAUAUCUAACCAAUUUAUUAUUAAUUUUUAGUUUUUGAUAGUUUUUAAUAAAAAAAAAAAAAAAAAACAAACAAAAAAAAACAGUAAAAUAUUAAAAAAAAAAAACCUAUUACAAUUCACAGUUAAUAAUCUGCGUAUUAUUUAUUGCUUAUACUUGAGCUUAGCAUUAUUAAUAUUUGUGAUCGUGGACAUGUAGUGUUUUUGUCUGUUUCGCUUUGCAUCAGGUGAGGACGCUGGAGUAACUCCCGGUUUGAAACGAAGACGGGAACGGGCUCAGAGGCAACGGAGCUUGCUUCGAGAACAAUAUAAAAACAAUAUAGCUCGACCGGAUUGGUCUAGCACAGACGAUCAAGGUACGUAACCGCUAUUUUGUAAAAUUGUAUAACAUGACACUACGAAAUAAGGUAAGGUUGAUUGAAUAAAUUGUUUUUGUAUGAAUAAUCACUCUAUUCGGUAUACAUAGGCGAAAGUUCUGAAGGCCAAAACGGGCUACAUCCGUUUAAUUUGUCGUUUUGCAACGGAGAUUCGCAAGUUCAAAGAGAGAGCUCAGUGAAAGACUUGACGCAAAAGUUGACGAGUCUACGGAGUCCGGACGAAUCGACUACCAAACUGGCGCCACCAUUGGACGACAUGAAAGGAAUAAUAUCAAAAGCGAUGGAAGGUAAAAACCGGCGAUUUUCAACAUAGCAAGCGUAUAUAAUUGCGUUGUUAUUAUUAUUUGAUUAUUUAUUUAUAGGACUCGCUAAAUCUCAGUCGAAAAACGAAGUAGUGAAAAGCCCCACUUCGGAGUCGGCCAUAGACAUACUGUCGAGAAAAACCGAGACUGAUUUACAAUGGGAGAGAUUGGUGAGCGAAUGCGAUCGGUCCCUUCAGUUGUGCGAUUUGGACUUUUCUACACUACACUCCGAUGACGAUUCUGACGUAUUGGCCUCAUCGUCGUUACUGGGGGGUAUCCCUCCCCCACCGCCACCGUGUCCUAUGCUACCGCCCAUGCAACAGCACGUGGCGAAAAAAACCAAAAAGACUGUAAAAUUAUUUUGGAAGGUAUGUACAAACACACACACGAAAUAUAAGAUCAUAUGAUAUUUAUUGUAUUAACCGCGUAUAGGAAGUCAGAGACGAUCCUGUUGCCAGAGUGAAGUUGAAUUCCGAACGAUUGUUGUGGGAAGAACUGAGUCCCGUAGAAGUCGACACUCAUAAGCUCGAACAUUUAUUCGAAUCCCGAGCUAAAGAUUUCAUCACCAAGGUAAACCGCGAAAUCAAUUAAUAUUUGAAAAUUUACUACGAAAAUCUUAAAUCAUUAAUCAAAUAAUAAAUGCUGUGUAUUUGGCCUCCACUACAUGUUACGGUUUCGGGUAACGCAAAAAUGCAUAACACAUACACACACACACACACACACACACACACACACACACUGGGUGUCGGACAACAUUUAUGAUUCUCUCACAAUAAUUACUAUUACUACCUACUUAAAUACGUAUAACAAUACGCAUUUAUGCUUGAUAAUAUACACUGUAAAGCUUUUUAAUGAUAAUAUUUUAUUUGUUAUUUCCAAUGUCAAUUGAAAAACGCGGAUUGCAUACAAAUUGUUCUAUAUAUGUAUAGGAGGUAAGGCUUUUUCCUUUACGCUUAUUGCAAUACUAAAAAAAAAGGUGUAGGGCGUUUUCCAUAAGGUUCUGUUCUUAUUGUCGUUUAACCGUUUAUAUAGAAACAACAAGAAAUGAACAAAACGAAAGAAGUAAUCGUACUGGACCCGAAACGGUCGAACGCAAUUAAUAUAGGUAUGACGAAAUUGCCUCCACCACGGUCCAUCAAAGCGGCCAUAUUGAAAAUGGAUCCGACAGUCAUUAACCGAGAGGGAAUAGAAGUAACGAUUUUGAGAAAAACUAUUCAAAUUAUUGUUAUUCAAAGAUUCUCAUUAUAUUUUUGAUUUAAUUUUUGUUAGAAACUCAUGACUAUGCUUCCCAGCGAAGAAGAACGUACGAAAAUUCAAGAAGCGCAAUCCGCGUGUCCCGACCUGCCCCUGGGCAGCGCCGAACAGUUCCUAUUAACACUAGCGUCCAUAUCCGAACUUCCGGCUAGAUUGAAACUGUGGUCGUUCAAGUUGGAUUACGAGAACGUGGAAAAAGAAAUCGCCGAACCUCUCAUGGACUUGAUGCAGGGGAUCGAAAUACUAAAAACGAACCGUACGUUCAAAGCGAUCCUGGGCACGUUGCUUUCGGUGGGGAUAUUCUUGAACGGAGCCGAAGUCAAAGGAUUCCAAAUCGAAUACUUGGCCAAAGUGCCGGAAGUCAAAGAUACCGUGCACAAGCAUUCUCUGCUUCACCAUUUGUGUCAUAUCGUUAUGGACAAGUUUCCGGAUUCUACGGAUUUAUACUCGGAGGUAUUAUAAAUAGCAGUUACCUAAUUCAUGUAUUUUUUUUUUUUCAAUUGACGAUUAAAAAUUAUUAUUGUAUUUUCACUUUGAACACAGAUCGGCGCGAUUACACGGGCGUCUAGGGUAGAUUUCGGAGAAAUAGCUGCGACGUUGACGAAAGUCGAACAAGAGUGCAGAGCGUCAUUCGAUCAUUUGAAGACCAUCAGCAAGCACGACGGUGCAACAGCCAUAAAAUCCAAGUAAAAUUCAAUAGACGAUACGAUUUGUCGACAAACGUGAAGUUAAUAAUACUGUGAUUGCGUUUGUUUGUUUUUUUUUUUUUUUUUAUAGGAUGUCGGAGUUUUUGGCCGACUGCGCCGAACGUAUUGUGGUGCUCGGCAAAGUCCACCGACGCGUGAUGAACCGUUUCCACAAAUUUUGCCUGUGGCUGGGUAUUCCUCUGCACAAAGUCCAACUGACCAAGCCCAACGAGUUGUGCCGAAUCGUUUCGGAGUUUUCGCUGGAAUACCGGACCACCAGGGAGCGCGUGAUUCAGCAACUGCACAAAAAGGCCAGCCACCGGGAGCGGAACAAAACGCGGGGCAAGAUGAUCACGGAGGUCAACAAAAUGGACAGCCAAGACGUCGCCGACACGGAGCUCAGGCAGCUGUUAGACAAGGAUCCCGCGCACAACAGGGUGUUUUCGUGGAGGAACCAGUGCAGACAUUCUUUGGGUUUGUGUUACGGUCAAGUGGUCGUGUGUCGGAAUACGUUUCAAUGUUAAUUUCGCAGGAAACACAAACGGCGUUCACUUGAGCAACGACGACGACGAGCUCAUCGAGAGCCUGGUGAAAACGGUCACCGCCACACCGGGAACCAACACCAGAACGACGCAGAGGGAACGCAAGAGGACCAAGGACGCUCAUAGAAAAUCACGUGAGUACCGAUCAACGAUCGCGAUAUCUAUAGUUCAUUGUAUUCAUCUAAAGUUAUUUAUUUUUAUCGCCGACACAACGUGUCUUGUCCGAACAAUUCAACAUUAUUGUGUUUAAUAUUAUGACUUGCGCAGUGAUCAAAAGGUCUCGGACUAGGGAUAAUAUACCGAUCAGGCAAAGUAGCAGUCACUCUCGUAAUUCGAUGUCGUAAUUUUUGGUAAAUUUAAACACUACGUUUUGUAUAAUGGUUUUUCGUUUGUGUUUUUUGUGCUGUGUUAAUAUCCUAGUUGUUGUUGUUUUUUUUUUUUUUUUUUUAAUGUAAAACUAAUACGAAUCUAUUCUGAACGCAAUAAUAAUAAUGUUACUGCAUACGUUCAUAUAGUACCCUUAAGAAUAUCUUCAUUUCGUUUUAGAUGGAAAAAAAAAAAAAAAUUUAAUUUUUCGUUUACACAUACUGUCGUAAUAUAUUAUAUCGUGCGCCAGACGAAACCGCGUAUAAUUGCACGGUAUAAUAAUUACGCCCAUACAUACAGAUGUAAAGUAAAACCAUAUUACCGAACAAUGGUCAUCUCACACUAGCCAUACGCGACGGCUAAUAACUAUAAUUUUUUUUUUUUUUCUCCUUCUUCUUAUAAGUAGCAGUGUAAUGGCCAUAAGAUUGUCUCGCCCGUAUUCGUGUGCACGAGUUCGCAGAUAGCGUUUUCUUUUACCGCCGCUACCCGUAUUACGCGAAAUAACACUUAUUGUUGGCUUGUUUGUGGUUAUAAAUUGUACACCCAGUACCUGUAUAAUAGUAUCGACGCGCCUAAUAUUAUUUUUUUCCUUUUUUUCCCCCCAGCAGUUUAUGGUGUUAUUACGACGAGAACGGGUAAGUUUCUUAUGUACACGACCCCGAUUUACAUAAAAAAAAAUAAGGUCAAGUCAGCGUUCCUACACGGGCGCGAGAACGAGACUCGGGUAAACGUUAUUAUAUUCCGUCAGUUCCUAAAUGCUAAUGGACCGGGGUUCGGGACUAAUUCAGAAAAAUAUACUUAACAAAUUUAACAAAAAACCUUGAAUAACCCCUUGAAAACAUUUGAAAAAAAAAAAAAUACUAAAGGAGUUUUAAGAAUUCCAACUUUUAUGUUUCUAUCUUAAAAAAUACGAUUUUCUAACUGAACAAGUAAAAUAAUAUAAAGUAAUUUUUUUCGCGAUACGCGCACAAUUUUAUUUGACAAAAAUUACUUUCUGUUACUUAAUUAUUUUUGUGAUUUUAAAAAGUUUUAUUUUACAAGUUAGAGCCAUAGAGUUAUAUGGAGGUACUUUUAAUACUACCCACUUACCCACAUUUUUUUUUCUGUUUUUAAGACUUUUUGUGGAUUUUAAGUGCAUUAAGUCCCAAGCCCUGCCAAUGACGUAGAAAUCCUGAUUGACCGAUAAUCCGAAAUUGGGUAUUCACUUAUCUGAAUUUCGAAAAACUCUAAUUUUGGAUACCUUAUAUACGGAUUUUUGUCGAAUUUUCCCAAAAAAUAAAUUGUGUAUUGCACAUUAUUGUGUCUCUGUUAUAUACCUAUAAAUACCUAUAUUAUUCAUUUAUCUUUUAUCCGCUACUUUUGGACACUUUUUAUCGGCUCUCGCGGGAUCAAAUGAGUUCAAACUCGGGAACUAUAGAGUCAUUUUAUAAUAGGUGGAUUGAAGUGAUACAAGUCGGGUUGGAUUUCAAUAUGAAUUUCUUCAUGCUGUUGCGAGAGAAGAGGGUUUUUUUUAGCUUCGAACCCCCCAAAUAAAUUCAGAGAGAUGAAAUAUUGUACAUGCAUCGCGUUAGUAUCAAGGAUUGUGUCUUUUUUAGGGUUUGAACUUUCAAUCCCUCAUCAUUUUAUGCUCAAAUUUCACCAUUUUAUUUAUUUAUUUUUUUUUUUUUGGGAGUAGUAUAGUUGUAGCAUUGUAUUAUUAUGUUUAGUGUUUGAUUAUUUGUUGUUUUACAGAGAAUAUUUCUAUGUAUGUUUUUUUUUUUUUGCCACAAUAUAAUCGCUUUAACGCGACAACGUACGUCUAUCCACUUAGUCGGUAAUCAGUAGGUACGUGCGGAUAAAUGAUCCGAACUUGUACUAAACAUUUUUUAUUAAAAGAUUUUAAUGUAUUAAGAAAUGUUGUGAAAUAUGCUUGUAUUAUGAAUACUCACAUUAUAUAAUAGCUAUACGGUAUUUAUAUGUCCGCAUAGGAAUAUUUGAGAAUUGCUUAUUUAUGUUGCAGAUUAUUAGGGUCGUGUAAGAACUCGCCACCUAACUUAUCGGUUAUUCGUGAUACGCCGAUAUACUGAUAGGGGGUUAACACGGCCUUUUAAAAGUAAAGAUUUGUUUAUGUUUGUAUGUUAUUCGUUUACAGUGAGGCGUACGUUGCGGAACGGUCUGAGCGACGAAGACAAAAAACAUUUGGCAUCCUUCAUAAAGGGCUACUGAACUGUGAUAUUCAUGACGUCAAAAAAAAAAAAUAAAAAAUAAAACCCCUUAUACGACUGAUAUAUAUUACAAUAUUUUAGGCGUUUUUUAAAUAAUAUUUUCCUAUAUAAUAUAUAUAUAUAAUAUCAUAAUUUUUACUUAUAUAUGUAUUUAAAAAAAAAAAAAAAAACAUCUACAAUUAUAAUUAUUAUAUCAAACUAUACUUUUUUUUUCGACCCCUUCUUUAUACAUGCCUACCUAUAUUUAUAUUAUAUUCGUUCCACACUUACCUACGUUGAAAACAGUGUAACAUUAUUAUAUUAUUAUUAUUAUUAUUAUUAUUAUUAUUUAUAUUACAACUCGCGAAAUAAUAUAACAUGACAGCAUUUUAUCAAAUAAAUAGAAAAAAAAAAAAAAAAUGUAAAAUAAUAUUUGUACGCAUUUAUUGAAUAUAGUUUUGUGAUGUUGUUAAACUAUAAAUAAACGUUGUU